CCCAAUGCAGCUUCAACGUUACAUGGCUCAACUUUAGAUACGAAGAGUUGGUCCCUGAAAGCAACUAAACUGUUUCCCGACAUAAUGCUUGACUAGGACAGGAAAAUACUUUAUCCGAGUGGUCAGAAGAAACUAUCUAAAGCACUAGUCCGCUUGUCGUGUUAGUCAGCAUGACAGACUGGGUCAGUCUGUGUGUCAUUAGCCUGUUGUUGUUGUUGUGUUUAAUAACAUUAGCUUGUUACUUUGUGUACUCAGGACUUUUGUCAGACGUCGUCGUGUUGACAGGCUCUCCGCCCAUAAAGAAGAUCACAUUCGCCUACAAGUUCACACAAGGGCCGUAUAAAAACUGUGGACAACUUUUUAAGGAGUCUCACAGAAUUGGACCAAAGCUAUCAUGUAUUGGAGUAUUUUAUGAUGAUCCAAACAAGGUAAACUCAAACACCAUCCUUUAAUCAUUACAAAACAAUCCUGACACAGCUGGCCUUUUAAAAUUAUAUGUAUAUAUAUUUGGCUUUUUUGUAGCAUUUAAGGAUCAGGAAGGUCUUCUAGGUGAACUAGAUUGUUCAGUAACCAGUAGAUGGCGGUAGUGCCAUUCUAUUUUAACCAGAGAAGUAGACAGAGAGGGAUGUACUAUUACCGAACACAAGUCAAAAUUUGAUGGUUUAAAUCAUUUUCUUUGUCUAGUUUAAUUUUCUUUUAUAUCCACAAAAAGCAAUAAGUGUCAAACAAUGAGGCUCUACUCCUUGCGUUCAAUGAUCUAAUGUUCUGGCUUCUCUCAAAUUGUCACAUAUUGUGAAAUUUGGCACUGUCUGAUAAGGUUUAUAUUUCCCUUUUAGCAACUUUGUGUACAUCCAGCCUAGAGUGCAGUGUUUUCUGUUAUUUCAGAUGCCAUAAAACAAUACAUGUGUGCAUUUGAGGUUGUCUUUAUCAGCUGACGUAGCCCUUUAAUGCCUGACACCACAAUUUUAUGGCCUGAAAAUUCUUUUUUUUGGAGCUGAAAUGUUUAUUUCACUUACUACUGAAAACCAAAAGAAUCAAAAUAUCCUUAAAAUUUAACAAGGUUCAAGGUAACUUUAUUGAUACCUGUAGGUAGAUUUGUUUUGCAGUCUGGAAAGAGGCAUUUCAAGCGUUAUGCACAAACAUUAAGAACACAGGACGCAUGCAGCAGACAGGUUAAAAACAGCACAGACCAAAGACAUUGACAAAUAUUUAACUCGUUUGAUACAUUAGAUGUUUAUGGAAACUAAUAAACUGAAAGACGACAUUUUUAUCAUUAAUCAGACUGUAUUCAGGUGUUUUUUUUUUUUUAUAAUUUGUUGAUCAUAUUGAUUUGAUAGAAGUAUAUAAGAGUAUGUAUCAAACAUGAUACAAAAGGCAUUAAACUGUGAUCACCGUUUACAACCAUCAGUGACAAUUAACUCACAAAAUAAUUUUAUUUAACCUUUAUUUAACCAGGUUUGUCCCAUUGAGAUCUGAGGAUCUCAUUUGCAAGGGAGACCUGACUAAGAAUGGCAGCAAAACACAGUUACAACAAACAGUCACACAGACUCAAUACAGAAUAAAAAUAUGAGGAAACCAGUUAAAACAGAGACAUUCUGAGAGUUUGUACUCCAACCUUUUAACUGCAGAUUUAAAAACAGUCAAAGACACCAAGUUUUGCAGAUUAAAUUCAGUCUGCAGAUUAUUCCACACAGGGGGCGGAGAACCUGAAAGCCUUCUUUCCCAUUUCAGUUUGGGGAUCUGGGGACAACAAACUGUAUAAAUCUCAAUGAUCUCAGGUUGUGUAAUCCGUCCUUUAAGAUCAAUAAGGAGGAGAGGUAGUCCGGAAUUUUUCUAAGAAUGCCUUUGUAUAAUGUAUAAUGCAACACUUUGGGUAUUAAACAUAUUUGUAUGAGCGUCUUUACCACCAUGCCAGUGUAGCAAAAACACAAAAUUAGUGAGCUGGACCAUGCUGUGAGAUGUCUUCCUACAUUCCCAAUGGUUCCCUGUGUGAACUCAUUCAUCCCCCAAAUCUCAGUGUCUAUAAGCAGCAGGAUAUAAUAUCUGCUGGAUAUGUUUUGAAGAUACUAAAUCCUGCACACUGUCUGUGGUCUCCCUAAUCCUGUGGUGCUGGUUCCCACAUUUUAAAACAAAGCGUCCAGCAUGGGUUGUUUUUACAACAGGCUCUGUCCAAACAGAAAAAAGAGGGGAUGGAGCAAAAAGUAGCUCUUGGAAAUGUUUACACAGUACAGUAUGAUGCAGUGCAUUAAGGUUCAGGUUACAGGGAUGGGAAACAGAGGGCUUAGGGGAUAUGAUCUUUAGUAAUGUGCAUCUGCUAAAACAUAAGCCUAUAUAAAAUGUAGUAAAACAUGCAGCUGUCUCAUAUUCCCAGAGCAAACUGUCCACUAACUAUACGGACAGAUAGUGAGAUUAGAUCACACUGAGAUAUCUGGUGUGAUGUAGUAUGGUGAUAAUUAGAUAAAACAACAGAGCAGGAACAAUUAGAUAAAUAUCCAAUCAGCUGAUAGACAAUCAAUCUGCAAUGCUUUAUGAAAUGCUCAUCCUUUGACAGCUUUUCAGGUGUAAAGACCUUUUUGCUUUUCUGAGUUUUAACUCACUGAGACCAAAUAUCUGUGACCCCCUAAUUAGUUCUGCUACUUAGUCAGCUUCCAUUUAAAUGAAAUGGGUAGAUAAACAAUAGUCAGUAUAACACAAUCCACUUCAACAACACAAUGAAGCAACCAUCAUACAGGUCAAUUAGUACCUUUUAUAAACAGUUUCAAAACAAACCAAACAGUUUGACAUUUUCAAAAAUCAUCCACUGUUGGGAUGUUGCUGAAAGGUAGCAUUUUAGAGGUUGUUUAAAGUAAUCUGGAAUGAAAGUUUAAAGCUAAGUGAAUAAUUAGCAGGUGGAGCUAUCAUUAUCAGUUAUUAUCAAGUUUGGCCUUCUCCUGAUAAUUCUUUCACCCCUUCGCUGACACUUACUGCUGUUGAAAUGUUGGAACAAAACACUCUGAAACUCAAUUCUAAAGCCCCAGUGAAGUCUAUAGGCUUCAAUAAAGAAAUAAAACAGUAAAAAUGUAAUUGUACAAGAAUAAAGUCGUAACUAUAAAAGCAUAAAUUCUUAAUAACAGAAUAAAGAUGUCAUUUUGGUCUAUGGUCAGCCUGUAUUUGACUAUAAAGGGUAACGUUGCAAGGAAAACUAGGUGCCUGCAUUAAAGUGAGGAACUUCUUCGCAAUAAUUGUAUCAUAUUUCUAAGUUUUUUGGAAAUCUAUAUUAAAGUAUCACUUGACAAGAUGAUUCCCCAUUUUGAUGUGGGCAGCUGGGAGCUCUUCCAAUAUUUCCCUUCAAAGUAACAACCAGGCUAAUCAUUGACUGACACUUUUAUUGCUUUGUUAUCAUAAAUUUGCAACUUAAUAUUUGUGAUACUAUGACUUUAAUCUCCCAAUAUUACAAGUGUAAUCACACAUUCUCAAAACUUCAUUAUCAUAAUAGCUAGACUGUGUUCUCAUUAAUUUACAACUUUUUUCCUCUUGGGACUUUUUCCUCCUACAAUUACAACUUUGUUCAUGAAAUCUUCAUUUUUACCUCUUUGAUGUAGCCCUAAUGAGUUAACUUUGCAAUUACAUUGUCUCAGUGCUAGUUAUCUAUCUGAGGCUUACAUUAUCUACCAAACUCUGGGCAGGUUUUCAGCAGUAUUGACUUAAGUAGCUCUGGUUAAACUGGCCAAAGCCCAAUACACAGCGACCUGAUGGAAUGUAACCAGAGUUCAGUGGUGGACACUUCCCAGCUCUGCUUCAAAACCCUUUUUGUUGUGCUCAUCCUCUUUUAUUUUCCCAAGCCGGCAAUUAAGCUAGCAGCGGGUCCUGGUUCCUCUGCGCACUCACAGCCAAGUCCUGAUCUAUGUUAAAAUAAUUGGCGUAAUGAUCUCAGCUCAUUAGCCCCCAAACCUCAGGAUGCCAUUCAGUCCCUUCGUCAGGAGCCCUGGAGAGGGCUCUCACACACAGGAGGGCCGGUGUUUGGUGUCUAAAUGCUGAGAGACUGUCCAUUGAUAUCAGCGGUGAGAACUAUUUUCAAAAAGUGCAGCUGACAGAGGAGGAAUGUCAGCUUGGCUAUUCUCUUCCUCUGUUCUCACUUGUCUCACUUUUACCUCCUUUAAUCACUUCCUCUUGAGAAACAAAAGACCUCAACAAGGAGUGAAGUUAGUGCUGAGAUGGUUGCUAUGGUUACAAGGCUGGAACUGCUCCUUCUGCUCCUUCAAAAAAAAAAAAAAAAAAGAAGAAAAAAAAAUCUCAGCUCCCACUCUCCAAACUCUCCUCUAUCAGCAGCCUCUUCACAGUCACAGAGGCAGGGGGGAGUUUCUGACCCAGUGUGCUCACUUCACCUCUACCCUGCAGCUCCCCUCUACCCCUUACUCCUCUCCCCCUCAGCGUGCAACUUUUUCCACAAACAGAAAAGGAGGGUUAGAAGGAUGGAUCAUGCAGUUUUCCGUCAAACCCAAUAUUGCAGCUAGGAAGUGAUUGCAGUCGGGGGUUGGAAUCCCUGAGAUGAGGAUUGUUUGCAUAGGAAGGAGCUGAAUGACAAGUGGACUUGUGUCGAUAUGACACAAGUCCUCCACCCUCAGGGACCUGUGUUUGGGUCAUUAUAUGAUGAAAGCUGCGGGCGUAGUUGCCUGCUAGGAAAUCAGCAUAAAUUCUGAGUUUGUCUUUUUGGCAAGUGAUGAAAUAGUAGAAAAUCUCUUCAACACGUGCCCUCUCAGAAGGUCAGUUAAACACUGAAAUGCAAGCCUGACUUCAUCUAACGUUAAAUUUUUGUGAAGAAAGUUUCCCUUUCUUUCCCAUCUCCGUACCAAAGUCAAUUAACGUGCAACAGAAACACAGGGACAAGGCUCCUUUGGUUGUGCUUCUUUUGCUUCAGAUAAGCUGUCAGUGUGUUGGAGACACUUCAAAAGACAGCACGCUUGCUUCGAGAUGAGUCCAGAGAGGAAAAACAAAGAUUGUGUGCGGACAGAAGCUUCUGCAUUUGGCUGCAGUUCUUUGUUGUGGACUCCCGGCGUGGAACCCUGUGAUGAUUAAUAAAUCUUCUUGGCUCAGACUUCCCACUGUGAGCCCCUAAAACAUCCAAAGUGUCAAAAAUAUCCCCAUGUGUAACCUCUCCCUAAUAUUCUUCUUGUAAAAAUGAUAACCGUAAACCUAAAACUGUGUUUUUGAUGGUUUUUUUUCUUAUUGCAGUUAAAGUUGCUACUUUAAGUUGAAAUUUAAUGAGCAGAUGGAGAUAAUCAAUCGUCUCUUUUUCCGUGAGGUGUUUUUGAACACACCUUUCAAUCUCCACUGAGAAUCCAAGCUUUAGAGGAAAAACAAGGAGUGGCUAGCCUAAAAAUAUCACUUUAACAAGCAUGUUUAAAAACAAUAUAAACUCACAAGAGGAAAGAAAGUGUCCAAAAGGCAAAAACUUCCACUGGAACAUUUUUGACGGACCCGCUUCUUCUUUUUAUGCGUUUAAAGAAAAUGAAAAUGUCAGGAGAAAACAAUGCGCCUACCUCAGUCUUGUCAACUGGUCUCGAGUUGCCUGAACGCAGGAUUUAUUUUCCCAGAACUUGACUAAAACUGAAGAAUCUCUACCCAGAGGAACAGAGCAGGAAACUGACAGCAGAUCAGAAAAAGUCGCAAAAACACAACAUCUGCCCUUUCAACUAUUAUUUUCCUUUUUUAGAAAUAUGAGUCAUCCCAAACCUUGUUGUUGCCUGCAAACCUUCUCAUUAUCUGCCAGCUCUUUCCUCACCUAAUUGAUACAUCAUUGACUGUAUAUUGAUUUAGAGCUUUAUAUACAGCCAAUACUCACUUGGGAGAGGCUGCGGCUUGGUUAAUUGUCUAAUCAGUGACAGGCUACGCUGCUUUCAGACUUACAUUAUCAAUAUUAGUAUGACUAACUACAUAUAGGCAAGAAUUACAUCCACAAUAAUACCCGGGCUAUGAUAAUCUCUUGAUACUAGGCAGAUAUUAAUACAACCUUACUACUAUCAAGAAAAUAUGUGUAGGUGUGUACUUGUCUAUAGUGUUAUGUUAGACCUGGUCUAUGUGUGUAGCACAUUUGUUUGACCUUGUGUUGAAAAAUAAAAAAUGUAGAGUUCCCUCAACAAUCUCCAGAAUUCACAAGUCGCAUAUUUUCUUUGUGUUAAAAACUUAAACUGCGUUGAUGUGAGAAAAAUAAGCAUAUUCUCCUUCACUCCUCAUGACCGACUUGUGUGUGUUGAGAAGUGAAGGAGAAAAUCGUCAUUCUCCGACACACUCGCUGUGCUUGAAGCGUGGCAUUGAUAGGUUUAUGAACAAAUUGGACCAUUCUGCCUUGUUUAUUGCAUGAGCCUUCAGUGGUGCUCUGCUCAGCACAGUGGGGAGAAUGUCUCGGAUGUCCCAGGAGUAUUCAUUUGUGAGGAGUGUCUCCCUUUUCUUCUUUUUUUUUUAAUGGGCACUGGGGCUCUCACAGUUGAGAGGGAAGCAAUAAUUGCUGCGUUGCCAAAUGCUCCAAUUAAACUCCAAUAGAGGAGUAUAUUUUCUCUUUAGAUUUGGCACCUGCUUGACAUCAGAGUAGAGAACUUUUUGGGCUAACGCCUCAUUAUUUUGGGGAUCAUCUUUCCCUUAAAUUAAACACCAGUGUUCGUGACUCACCAGUCCCCAGAGACAGGGACUCUGGAUUUGCUGGAAGUAGUUGACAUUUCAGAGUUUUCCCCCUUUUUUGUGGCAUGUGUAAAAAUGAUGUACAGCCUUGAAAUUUUGUUCACCACUUCCUGCUCAUAAACCCUGGCAAACAUCAUUUGUUCUGUAGGAGCCAGAUAACAAUUGGGAGCAAUAAUCUGUGAGUGCUGUUGUCACAUUAGAGGCUCCGUACAAACAUGUUUUUUUGGAAUAACUAUAAUGAGUAGAAAGGGAUGGAUCUGUGUACUGCUUUUGUCUCUUUCAAAACAGUCCUUUUUUGUGUGCGUGUGUUCUCGUUUGUUGAUUUGUAUUCUUUCAUUUCUUUGGUCUUAGGUUCCCGGGCCACAGUGCCGCUACGCUGUGGGCAGUAUUCUGAGUGAAGGAGAGAACAAGGCAGAUGAGGAGCUUUUAAAAAGCUACGAGACCUCUGGCUUUAAUGUCUUCUCCUUCCCUGAAGUCACCCAUGUGGUCACUACCUCAUUUCCUCACAGGACAUUCCUCUCUAUUCUUCUGAUGAUAAGAAGAGUUUACCCAAAGCUGGCGGACUACAUUAAGGUAUUGCCCUUUUGGCUGUUGUUGCACCAUUUAUAAUCGAUUGAAUGUUUAAUUGCAAUAUAUUUAAAGCCCCUGUGACGAGUUUUGGAUUGAUUACGAAACAGGCCGAAAUGAACAGUGAUGAAGUUUCUGUUAUGUAAAAACGCAAAUGAGAUAAUUGGUGACAGGAUCAACAUUUUUUCUAUUGUAAUUUGCUGUGAAAGGGUUGGUACGCUAAUGAAACAGCGAUCAUUACUGUUUCUACAUUAAAUAUUCAAAUAAAAGUCAAUGGGCAGAGAAUUACUGUCAAUCAGCACAACUUUCAUCAGGAUUAGAUGAAACCAGCAAGAACAGAAGUGUUACCACUUUAUCCACAGGGCACACCAAAAUUAGCACCACACAAUGUUUCUCACAGGAGUUUUAAACUUGAGAGAAAGAUUAUUUCCAAAAUAGCCCUUUUUUAAAACCUGAAAUGAAAGACACCUGCUUCAUUCAGGGAAAUAAAUUUAAUAAAACUGCACAAGUUAAAACAAAAGAUUCAGAACAAAAGCUCAACCACAUGUUUUACUGCUUUUACAUCACAGGUGUACAAGCAUUAUAAAAUUGUAACAAGUGAUGACAAACACCUUUUGUUUUUUCUACCGAGGCUUUGGCUCCUUUCAGAAACACAUGCUGUAUAAUUAGACCAAAAGCUGGAUUAGAGUAAAGACAGUGUUGGCAUACUGAAUACCGGCACAGCUGGAAGGUAAUAAGAUAAUGCAAUUCAUCGCUAUGUCUCCAUGUACAAAGCAGCAGGUGAAUUUAGAGUGGGUCUACAGAGGCUUUGGCUCAUACAUGGUUCUGAGGCUCCAGCUUGAUUAACACAGGCAGAGACUUCCAGCUAACGUUCAUUACCAGUCCUAAGAACGUCUUAUGUAAAGUCAUACAUGUAUCAUUGUUAUUGCACUCAACAUCUGCUCAUGGAGCAAAUCAUAUUACACGGUCAGAACAGUACCUUAUUUGAAACAUGGACGUAGUUUUAAUGUAUUUCAUGGUUUUCAAAGAGGCUUUUGAAGCCCAACCAUGGUGGUCAGCAUCAUGGAAUUGAUAUCUCCAGCUAACUUAUGAUCAAUCGGCAAAGAGGCGAAGCUGAAGAAGGCCUUAAGCCUCCAGACAAACAGGUACAAUGUGGCCACCUAUGUAUAAACUCACCAAGCCCCCAAUAUUCAUGUAAAUAGAUGCAUGUGUGCAAAGAACAAGCUUUUUUAUUUCGUUCUCAUGCAUUGGCUGGAUUUAUUCUACACUAGAGGUUGCCGCUUGAUCUGAAGAAUGUUACAUAGAAGUUUGUCCAACGACUAAUUUCAUUCAUUAUUUACAUGGAGGUGAAUAUAUUUCUUUAAGCUCCUAUGAGGGAUUUUUAGCUGGUCAUAAAAUGGACUGUGAUAAAAACGGUUCUUUCUAAUGAUCCACCAAGCAAAUAAGACAAUUUCUUUGUUGUAGCUACUAAUGUCAAUAACCAAUGCAAGGAAUUGGGGUUAAGAUCAGGUGAUUGACAGGUCACUCCAAAAAAACCCCACCAAAAACAAACAAACAAACAAAUGAUCUUGAAGUUAUUUACAGGACAUUUUGCUUAAUUGAGUGGGAAAGCUGAAGGGUAGAGAGUGGGGGAUGACGUGCAGCAAAGGGUCAUGGCCAGCCACAAGGCGGUAGCAUCUACACAUAGGGCGUGUGCUAUAUGCUUGGCUAAACUGGCACCCUAUAGAUAUAAGAAACAGCCUUUAGUUACUUUUCCCAUAAUGUAUAAGGGCAGUGAGUAAUCACAUUAAAGUGAGCGUUUCCACUGGUUGAGUGCGAUAAGGUAAUUGGAACGAGGUGAGUCAGCUUCGCAUCCGCCUGAAAUUUUCUGUCUCGUUAUUGUCAGAGCCUGUGACAUUUUUCCAACACCGGCCUCUUAAAUUGAGCGUUUAACACAGGCGUGUCAUAAAUACAGGUAGAAGAGUUAUCAGUGCUGUUUUAAUCUACAUCAACACUCACUGAGUGACUCUUGUCCAGUCAGAUUGCCUGCUUGUAACUGACUGUUGAAUAACAGGAAGUGACAUUUGCAUGAUUCACUGUAGAAAAAACUGUUAAGCCAAGGUUUGUAUUUGCAAAAUGGCAGUACUACAGUGUUAUCUAAAAUGUUGGUAUAAAACCAAGGUUAUGCUCUUGGCAUCAGAGAGAAGCACAUUCUCUCUUCAAAGACCCAGCAACAUCAGCACCAGCACUGAGCACUAAGCACACACCAUAUACUUCUCCCAGGGGGGGUCCUGCUAUGUUUCUGUAUAGAGUCUUGACUACACACUGAGUCAGCUCAUAAAGGCCCAUUAAAACACUCACAUAGAGCUCAGUUCAAAGAUAUAUGUAGUUUCCUUCUAUUGUCCAAAUUUCAGCUCCAUUCAUGAAGGAACAUUUUUAAAAUUUAAAAAACUCUUUCCGAUUAAAUAACCAAAUAAAUAAUUAAAUGAGACACUGUCCGUGUGCUUAUUUUAGCUGCAGUAAAACAGUAAUGGAUAUGUGCAACCCUGAAAUGUGUGUGCGAGUGUGCGUGAUAGAAUGAAUCAUCACUAACUCUGAGGUGGACUCGAGCAGUAGGAAGGAAAUGAUCGAUACAGAACCCCAUGAUGGUCACGUUCAUGUCUGAGUCAUACUGUGUGCUUCAGAGCAGCACAAUGUUAAAAUGCAGUUUGAGGAAAGCUCGGCACGUCAAUUUUCUUUUCUUUCUUACUACCUUACGCCUUUCUCCCAUCAUCCCCUGGAGGGUAGGGAGGUUGUACAACAGGGUGAAAUUUAUGGUGAGAAAAGGAAAUGGAGACAUGGCAAGACAAAGAUGACACAUAAAGUACGAUUUAAACUGAUUUUAGCACUUUGAGAUGAAUGGUUUCAUUGACUUCUGCUAGAGGAAUGCUGGGAAAGUGAGUCAUUGCGUUAAGUCAAGAGUUUUGUGGGUAUGGUUUAAUUAUGUUGUGUGGUAAAAAACAGGUGGCAGCACCACAGGUUGUCUCAAUCACUCUGCCUCUGCCGGAGAAGCCUGUUUGUGUGUCCUUGCUGGCUGCCUCUACCAUCUGCCUGGACGCUGUUUCAAUCUGGCUCUGCUCCAGUGGCACUUAGCCUGUCUGAAAGGUCAGAAUCUAGCAUUGCCAAACUGGACAGCAGUUUCUAUAACAGCCAUAUCUAAUCCUUUUUUAAUCUCAUUUUUACACUUGCUGAACAUAAUUUACUGUGUUGUCUAAAUGUACUUGGUCGUAUUGAUAAAACAAACAUGUCCACAUUGUUGGAUGUCAGUCAGUGCAACCAGUUGUAAUCAGUUUGGCAGCAGAAAACACAUGCUGGGGGGACACUGGAUUUGCUGGGGUGCAGAUACCUGCCACUCUGGGAAAUCUCUGGUUUGGUCGGCCUUGUAUCCAAAGAUGGGGUAAUAAUGUUCCAAUCACCUCGUCCUUAGCAGUGGCUGUUGUGUAUCACUCUCCAAAAGACCUUGUGAAGACCUCAUGCACAGCUGCAGCCCCCGGCUCGGCGUCUCCGCUGUGUGCAUCACUUUUAGCCAGUUGGUUUGCAAUGAAACAUGCUUCAAACAUAAAACACCGCACCGGUAGCUCCAUGUAACAUGAGCCAAGACACAGCCAGACUCUUGGCUCUUACACAGAAACAACAUAGACAGAGUGUUAAAAAUUCACAUUUUGGCAAAUAUCGAUGUUUUGUUAAAACCAUUUGGCAUUGCACUUGUGUCUGCUGCAGACCGACAAAGAACAUAGGAGGAACAGCACCUGAUCACCACAGUUGUUUAGUUCUGGUCUGUGGUCUGUCUGUGAGCUUUGCACCCCUGACUGACAUGCAGAAAUGUUUGAGAAAAUCCAGAGGGCAGGAUCUGUGCAGGGACAAACACAACCACACACUUAAACUGGAGUGUGAGUCAUAUUUUAAAAGAGUUAUUUGAAAAUUGCAUCAUUGUGUCUAUAUUAACAGUAUUUCUAUUGAAAUUUAGUGUUCCAGUUUUUGGUGCCAAGGACAUAGAUUCUGUGGUCCUGCUAUCAAGACUGGCAUUAUUGACAAUAUCCCUAUUAUUGUAUGAAAGUAAAAAGAUCUGUUAUCGUGACAACUUGAUGCUCUCAUCAGUUGGAUUUGAAAUGUUGAUUGAAAUAGUUUUGACUUUGUUAGACAGCAAGUUGUAUUCUUGGCACCACUUUCAAAUUGCAAUGCUUAUCAUAUUAUUGCAUAUUGUAUCUCAUCCUAUCAUGUCCAUAUUCUGUGACAUGUAUCGUAACCUUAGGUCUCUGCCAAUACCCAGCCCUAGUGAAUUAUAAAAAUUAAAGCCUUAUGAUGGUUUUGAAGGGACAUUGUUGCUUAAGUAACGCACAAGUCUUACAAUAAACUGUAUCAGAACUUGCUAAUACUUUAAGAAAACAAUAAUGAUCUCAUACUGUUAAAACACUCCUUAAGAGGUGAUUUUGCAGCCCUUUUUUAAAUUAAAUUUUAAUUCUGUCUUCUCACUAAGUUAGAAACUGAAGCCUUAUAUAUGUUAUCAAACUCUAAAAAUAUUGAAAACAACCCUGUGUAUCUUGCAUAAAACUCAGUUGCACCACAAGCCCUCAAAUGACUCAAAGUUUAAACUCAUUCUAAAAAAGUUUCAACUGAGGUGAACUCAAAACCCUCAGUGAAAGCUUAGCACGCCGCAGGCUAUAAUAUUAGACUUCCUACUUCUAGCUGUACCGAAUCAACUCUAUGAAGCGGGGUUAUGUAGUAUAAAUGUGUCAAUAAUGGUAACCUAUAUUGGUUUUGCCCACUAAGUCGCAUGUGGGAGGCUUUCUGUCCUCGUCCAUCAUUGGCCCUCAGGCUGUAAUUGAAAAAUCCCACACAGUCUCUGAUCUCUCUGUUGACCUGUUCUUUAAAAAAGCAGAGUGUGUGUUAGAUUGUCUGUUAGACCGUUUGAUACUUCUAAAAAAGGUGGUAAUUGUAAUGUAAUUUGGUGGUUAGAUGGACCAUGACCUCAGGGAAACUUGAUUUUGGAGUUUUGGAUCGGGGGUGUCUCACGUUGGACGACACAUUCUGGCCAGAAGCAUGAAGCAAGUGAGAAACUGAAACCCAAGCCCAGUGGUCAUGUUGAGAUGCAGGGGAUGAAAUGAUGGUUUAAUUUCAAAUUUAGGUUACAUGAACUGCAAAAAGCCACAUAGCUUUAAAGCUAUGUGGCUUUUUGCAGUUGAAACCCUUCUUUAAAACACCUAAACUUUUUUUAUAGCUGAAAAUGUUCACAUAGUAACGUUUAAAAAUGGUCUGAUACCUCAAUGCGAAAAAAUCCAGAAUGUUAACAGCUAUCAAAUGAAUGAAACAACUCUGCAUUUGAAAAUCUUAGCUCCAAAUCACUAAAUAAAUAUAUGCCAUAUUUACAUUUUGUCCGGGUGGUGUACACUGCAAACUUCAGAAGUCAAGAACAGCCAUGGAUUUUUCUUUCUUUCUUGUUUUAUCUUGUGAUAACAAUGUAUUAUCUCGUUAUCUCAACAUAAUAAAGAUUGUUUUCUAGUGUUAACGGAAAUGGCAUUUUAGCUAUCCAAAUAUGCUAACUUGUAAAAGCGCCCUUCAGAGUGGGAUGUGUCAGAAACGCCACAGCCACCCUUGUCAAUACCAAGCCAGGGUUUUUGAUGAAAACAUUGACAUCGCACUCCGCUUUGUGCAUGCGUGUUACACUUUCAUCAUGGGAAUAUGUAACUGCCAUGCGCGAAUCAGACAGCAACAUUAACAAUAGCGGACACAUUAUUAAUUAUUUUGUUAUCACGAGAAAACCGUAUUUGUUUUGUCGAGAUAACAAGAUAAUAAGUGGCUAUCAUGAGAUAACAGUGAAUAUAAAAACCUAUGGCUGUUCUCGUCUUUCGUGGCAAACUAAAAUUCAAAUUUAGAACUUAUAGAGUUGGUUUUGGUUGUGAAUGUUAAAGGCAAAGCGUCAUUUGAAGUUGGGUCCUUUAGAAGUACCUACUCCCUCAACUAAGAGCUUCAACUUAAAGCUCCAGUGAGGAUUUUUUGAAAAGGUUAUGAAACACACUGAAAUGAGCAGUAAUGUGUCUCUAUGGCGUUCAAAAGCAAGUGAGACUACUGAAGUGAAGGUUAACCAUUUCUAUUUUGUCAAUCUUUACGCCUGUACCUGCUUUGAGGAGGGUGGAUAGGCUAAAAAAAUCACUUGAGUUACUAUUCCCACAGAAAACAUUUAAAAUGAGUGAUUAAUUUCACUGUAAAAACCUAACAGGAGAUUUUUUUUUUAUGUCAAUAAUCUAUUUCAAGGACAAAACAAAGUCCGCAGUGAUAUAAAGUUUACUGCUUUGUCCACAGAGACUACCAAAGUUUAUAGAGACAGAAAGUUCCUCAUAGGAGCUUAAAGUAUUUGUGUUUUAACCCGUUUUCAAUAAAAACAACAAAUUUACAUUAUGAUGAUAAAAUACUUCAUGUAUCCAUUAUUUAAGGUUGGUAGGUAAAAGAAUACGACAUUAAAAGUAGGAUAAGGCGCCUAUAAGAGAAGCAGCACAAAUGUUCACAGAUGGCUUUCUAAAUGGGUCUCUUUUAGUGAAGCCUGCUGCUGAUGGCUGACACUUUGAAUAUCCCAAGUGGUGAGACCUUUUCAAACCGGCUCAUCAGCAUUAAGCAUGCUCGGCUUGCCAUGGCAGAAUGAUUUCUGUCCAUCAGAAGGUUUGAGUUGCUGCCCCAUGGCCCGGCCCUGAUAUUUGCCUAGUCAGACCAUCGAUCGGUCCUGCUGUUUUUCCUCUCUGCCUUGGCUCUGUAGCGCUGGGCUACAUCACAGACGCAUUGGCACCUUGAGAUUUGAUUCAAGCACUGUGGCCGGGCCUUCAGACUGGAAGAGGGACGGGGUUUGGAGGAUAAUAUUGCUGACAUUCACAGAGAUCUGAAGGUUUGUGAAAGGCAGACGAUGGAACAUUUGUUCGCUUGAGGGCACUGAAGUUUCCUGCCAGCACAGGGGUUCUGGGAUGAAUAUAAAGCAAGUUCCUCUUUGUUCCAUAGUAAAUGGCCUUUUUUUUAGAAACUGACACACAUGGUAAAGUGCUCAUAAAUUCCUCCCCGGCACAAAGGAGAAGGAAGUUUCAUUUUUCUGGCAUAAGGUGAUGCCUCUCACAGUUCCUGUUUGUGUCAUGAGAGUGAUGCAAAGCAGUGCACAGAUGCUAGUCCGCAGGGCCUGUUAAACAUGCAGACUUUUGGCUAACUGUGACGUACGUUUGGAAAGGUCAGAAAAGGUUGUGAUUGGAUUUAUAUGCUGGACAAAGUCUCCUGUCAGUGAAAUAUGCUAAAAUAUUUUGAGGAAAAGCCAGGUUUGAUUGUAAGCGCAAUUCCAGGGGCUUAUAACUUCUUGAAAUGUUCUUAUUUAGAAAAGAAGAGGGGCAGUCUCAUAAAUCAUGAACUUCUCUUGUUGGGUAAUGCUUCAUAUUGGUAGGAAGUUAAAUUCAAAAUCUCCUAGGACACUUUUUCUGUAAAACUGAGUUUUCCAAAGUAUUCAGUUUUCUUGUGUCUGUGUCAGCCGUGAUACUAAUGAGGAGCAGGAAUCCCGCCAUGUGGCUGGAAUGAUUUAUCAGCAAACUGUCAAGGUUUAUAAAGUCUUAUAUUUCCAUCUUCAAAACUGCAAUUGUCUAUGAGCUUCUACCCAAGAGAAAUCUGUGAAAAUUAACAGCCAGUAUAUGUCCGUCUCAUUGAUUUUUUGCCAUUCAGUUUCACUGUCCAAAUAUUCUUCAUUUGAACGCACUGAAACCUCAGUUCCCCUCAUACACAGAGACAUGUUGGUGUCUGUUGAAAUACAAAUGCAAUAAAAGAAAAUGUCUACACAGAUUUUUUUUGUUAAAUGAAAAAUAAAUGUUGAUUAUAUAACAAGUAGGGCUGGGGGAUAUGGGAAAAAGUUUAUUACUAUAUUAUUUUCAUAUCAGUCUAUUGAUACAUAUCACAAUAUUAUAAAUGAAAUGUAACAGUGCUUAUUUUGGCAUGUUUUUUUGCAAUUCAAUAAGCUACUGCAUUUGUGAGGUUUUGGUGUCUCUUUGACGUUUUGUCGUAAGGCGUUGCGCUAGAGAAAGCAGACUGAAUGAUUGGCUGCGCAGGCGCCAUGGGUUCCUUGCUCCACUUGAGGUUUGUAACCUUUUGCAUUGCGUGUGCUCUGCUGUGUGGCACUGCUUCAGGUGGUGAAAAAGAUUUGAGGUAUACCCUGACUUUGCAAGAACAUGUUCUCGAAAUAGUUUGGAGUGAACAUUACUCUGCUUCAUGUCCAGCAUCAAAAAAACAAAAUACCUCCACACCACCAAAGUUUUCGUGCCAGUGUUGGUGAUAAUGUUGUCAUCUGUUGAGCCUUCAUCUGCAUUUCUGCCGGGGGUAGCACUCAUUUUCUUUUUUUCUCACGGACAGUGCUGUCGGCUUCACAUGUUAAAGUGCUAUGGUUGCGUGUAGCUGCAGUCUGCUACUACGCAGUUGUUUGCUACUUGGUUCUAAUUCAGCACAUGAUUGGUUCAGUAUGAAUCCAACCUGGAGCAACUCCCCUUUUCAUAGGCUAUUGGUAUAGUCUACCAAAACAUGGCAGAAUGCCGACUAUCAAAAAGCAUAUUGACCAUGUUUUAUAUUGAUAUUGAAGGAAAUCAAUUUUCAAUAUAUAAUGUUAUCGUUUUAUUGCCCAGCCCUAAAACAAGUAUUGCAUUUAUAUUGUGAUUUAUAGACUACUGAGAUGACAAGCAUGGAAGUCUUUCUGGUCUUACUGGACGGGAUAAAAGAAUAAAUAUAUUUAGGUGCAAGUUUUGUCAGGUAGAAUACAUUAUAGUCAAACAAAGCAGCAACAACUGCAUCCAGGAAGAACUGUAGUGUUCAGUUAGCAAGCAUCUUAGAUUUGAAGAAAGUCUCCCAGAGACUCAGAUCAAAAAGCCAAACCAUUUAUCGACAAAAUCCCUGAAUUUACAGCGCUUAAUGACCCAGUUUUUUCUGAGGUAGAGGAAGAUCAAGGGUUUCACUAGCUAAUGGCUUAUUUGGAACAGUAUUCAGAGCCUCUGCUACUCAGCAGAUGUAUCCCCAUCCUCUGUUUUAUACGAUCUCCACACUCAUUCACAGUCUGAUCAACAACAGUGUCAGUUGUUCUACUGCAGAUAGUUUGAUGGCUCAGUGGCUGGAUGAGGACUUGCAUGCAUAAAGGAGUGCUGUGGUUUGCUUCAUUACUUUUCCCAAUAAGUAGGAAUAAUUUGCCAAGAAUAAGCACUUUGUUUGGCACAAACCAGUUGGGUGUUGCACUUGUGAUGGUGUCACUUCUGAAAGUUUUGUUUCCAUCGAGUUCAGGGAAACUUAAGCUGUUUUUCUAUUUUCAUCCUAUCAUUAUAUCCAUGUGAAAUCUGUCUGCCAUAACACUUUAAGUUUGUAUUGCACCUGUUAUAUACCCAGUUAUUGUUCCUGUCCUAUACGACUAGGUCAUAGGACCCACAGGACACAUCAACAUGGAGGUAGUACUGUAUUUAAACCACGUAAGUUACAUGGAUGAUUAAGUAGGAUUUCAAAACAUUCUAAUACCAAGACCUCAGAUGUCUGGAUUUAAGUGUAAGGUGUUAUUUUAAAAGUAGUAAUCAUGAUAAUGUACAAAAAUAUUGGUAUAUUGCAUCAUGACCCUGCCAGCUCACUCGUCCCACUAGAGGCUCUGUGGUGUUUGCCUGUCAAACAUGCUCAAACAUGACUUUCAUCCUGCAGCAGCUGGGAAUCUACUGUUGGUGUUAAAUGUCACAUCUACAUAUGAUUGAUCUGAUUUAAACUUUAUCUUCUGUUGAUCUGUCGCUCUGAAUCGAGAUCAGACAGCGGGGUGUGAUUACAGAGUAAAAAGGGGAGUUAUUUUGGGAUAUGGGACAAAUUGUUUUGUGCCAGUAAACCUCUUAUUGGUUACUUUGGAUUUAAAAAUUUAGUAUAUUGCACUGCAUAUUGAUACUAUUAGGCUGCUAAUAACAACUAUUGUAUUUUUAGACUUAAAGCUUCUGUGAGGAGUUUUUGAUUAUGGUUAGGAAACUGACAUGAAAAAUGGUGCUUCUCUAUAAUGUGUAAUAGCAAAUGAGACCAUGACAAUAAGCGACAAUUUCUACAUUGUAAUUUUAAAUGCCUGUUAUGGUCUAAAGAGGAGGUAAUCUGGGAAAACAGCCUUCGCCACUUUUCCCGUAUAACAUUCAUGCUGAAUGGGCUACUUUUUUGGCCACAGAGGGCGCCAAAGUAACCACAUAAAGAAAGUCCCUCACAGGAGCUUUAAGUUUGUGUCCCUCAAAAUUAUCGCAUACUUAAACCCCAUUUUUUACUAUCUUAUGAGAUAGUUUCUGGAAUAAUUGCAACCCAAAUUUCUCAAGAAUCCUAUCAUAAAAUGUUCACGUCUUUGGAGACGUUUGGACGACAGUUGAAGCAUUCGUAAAAUUUAAUUCCUUGCAUAAAAAACAACAACCCUUUAAAAACUCUGAAUCAUUUAAUCAACCCUGGACAUGUUUGUGAUUGGCUAAUUUACCAAUGUCUUUAGCUCUAUUAGGCCUACAUAUUGCAUUUACAAAACUCUAACACCUGAUCACUUUGUCUACCUGUGAUAUAAACCAGUCCUUGUAAAGUAGGAAAGAACACACAAACACACAGUUGUGCACAAACACACCAUAUUCCAACAAUUUGGUUUGUCUUCCGUUGCGAUAUGCAAAUUAAUUGAAUUUGCUCCAGUGUCCUCUGGAGGGAUUUUCUGAAAAAGCAAUCCAAUAGGCAAUUUUGAACCAUUCAAGUAUGAGUCCGACAGCAUGGUGGGGGCACCUAUCCAAGUGCAGGGGUUUAGGACCCCAGUGAGCUAACUCAAGAAAUUGGGUAAGAUAAAAAAGAGGCUUAGGACUUAACUGCUUUAUUCAGCUGAGUGACUUUCAAACAGCCCUUGUUCAUUUGUCAGGCCUGAAUAGGUCUGUGUAAAGAGGGUUGUUGUUUGAGUGACACUUGGAUUGUUCAUACUGGCAGCGACUACUGUCACUCAUUAUGCCCUUGGACCCUUCAACAGCGUCUUUCCUUUUGAGGCGUUGAAUUGAAAUGUAGACUAUAAAAGGCUGGAGCGAUACUGUGCUCCACCAUCUCCUCCUCCAUAUGAAGCAAUACGACUCUUAGAGAAAAGUCUGAAAGGACUGUGCUGCCAUCGAGGAAACACUGCUGUUCUUGUACUGUAUUGAAAGCCAAAGCACAAAAGAUUACAAAUUCUGCAUUACAAUAAUAUGCAGCGGUUACUGAAUGUUGUAACAGAAGUGGCAUAAAAGGGAAGAGAGGAUGGAAGAUUAUUGGGGAGGUGAGGGUUGCAUUCCCCGUUGAGUGUAUCCUCUUUUUUCCUACAGAUUACUGUCAUUGGCACAGGCUCCAGCAGGCAGUCAAAUGUCACAAUCUCCUGAAUUACAUGCUGUAUGCUGCAGCUGAUUGCAGGCAUUGCAGUGCCACUUGUUUCACACAUUUAAUUAAACAUACAAGCCUUGAGAAAAUGCUUGCAGUCAGCCGAAAACUGGAUGCAAAGGUCACUCUUAGCUUUUUUACUAACAUGUGGGACUGUACUGCCAUCACACAUCAAACUCUGACAAAGUUUACAAAGCUUUCUCUUUGACUCCUUGAAGAGCUGCAUAAAAAUAAAAAUGACUUUGUGGCCGAGCAGACCUUUUUAACAUGUUCCCAAUCUUUACUCUAGGCUACCAAUUUUGGGUUACAGUAGCUGCUACCAGAAAUAAAGUUACAAAAGGAGUAAGACUGAGGCUACAUGAAAAUAUGCAGAACAACCUAGUUAGUAUCAUCUUCUGCUGCUAACAUUUUGGUCCUUUUCUUACUAUAGAUAGUAGAGUUGUAAAGUCCGAUUCGACUGGUCGACUUAUUGGUCGAUAAGUGCUGAGUCGACCAAAAUUCUGAUUGCUUGACUCGAUUCUUUUCUGUGUCAAUUUACAGUCUUUGGUUAAUUUAAUCAGGAGGAAUGAACCAAGUGCUAAUGGGGGUGUUUUCAGAGCACCCCCAUGAGGUUACAGUGUGUCUCAGAACACCCCCCUUGUUUUCACCAUUUUCGAUAUGCUCAACCCACUGGAGACCAAGAAUUUCUUUGGUCGACCAAGAAUGUCUUUGGUUGAGUACAGCCCCAAUAGAUAUUUAGAAGUCUAAAACAAUUUAAGUCACAAGGAUGCUCAAAUUUGUGCCACAUUGGCUUCCACUCAUGUAACCAACAAAAUCUCUGAGCUGGACGUAAAAAAGGAGGUCGAUUUUGUCAGCAAUAAUGAAACUUUGCUCUGCUGUGAAUAUUUUGCCCUUUUUUUUAAUCAUCUACCAAAUUGAGUCAAUGGGAUGUUUAACUUCGGCCACAUCAGUGUUUACUUGCACAACCCCCACUGGAAUUUCAAAAGGGACAGGCCUGGAAACUAAACAAAGAGGUGCUCAUCUGAAAAGUUGAUUUUGUACUUUUUUUAUUGAGUCAAUGAAAAACACCUGACAUUAGGACACACAGUUCGACUAAUCUGUAAAAUCUAAAAAGUCCUUUUGAAGCCACAAAACAAACAUGAUAUUUGCAAACAUUUGUAUCCUCCCCAUUAGUUAACAGCCAGUGAAGUGCUCCUAGUUUUGGAUUUUGAAGAUCAGGUGAUGGUUUUAUUCCAAGCUCCUUUUCCAUUUCCCUCCUUUAGAAUAAGAAGUAAUUGUCAUUUAGUCUUGCCGUUGGCGUCUGUUUUCUUGAGCCACUAAAAAGGGGUUGUUGUUACCAGCUCUUGGCUAAAAAUUACUUUUGAAGUCAGGUUGUCUUAGUGGCAAAUAUUUCCUGGUGAAAAAAACAAAUAGAUAGCUUUAAUAUGCUUUUUAUUCGUUGUUACAUUGCCUUCCUCACUGCAAGUAUUAUGCAAUGGAAAUGUGCUUCAUAUGUCUUUUGCAUAUUUACUGACCCAUAUAGAUUGCAAGCUGACCCCAAACAUGCCUCAGCAAAUAUUAGCAGAGUUCCUGAGUGACAGCUCAGCUGAAAACAGUUGAUUAUAAUAUACUCAUAAAUUGCUAUAAGCACUUUUUCCACAGAGUGAAUGCGGUUGCAUUUAGCCGUGACACAAGAUUUAUGGUGGUUAUAGCUGUGCAAGCACAGGCAGUAUCAUCUUUGAUUUCUUUACCCACCAACACACACAAAUAUGUAAAUUAAGAUAUCUAAAAUGUAAAUACUGGGAACAUUGUACACACUCUGUAGUGUGUGUACUGUACUACUAAAGCCUAAAGCCUUUGAACCUUGUGGUAGUAUUUUAUAUGAUAAAGGAAAGUUGUGCAUAUGUAAAAGCUUGCAUUUGAGAUCUCUCUCCAGCUCAGAAAUGCAGAAAAAACCUCCCUGAAUAGAGUUCUGUUCAGCCUUUAGAGUAGACAUCAUGCGGUCACCCUAAAGGAAUAAACCCUUAAGUAUUUAAUACCAGAAGUUUACAAAGGCUGCUUGUUUGUUUCCAGCAAACUCUUCCUUGGCUGCCUUUGCUUGUCUUGAAGAUCUCUAGAGGUCAAGAUUUUCCACCUUCUAAGUUAAGAACUUGUACACCCUCCAAGGGUUGUACAAAUAAGAUGAGUUUUGUCAAGAAAAGAAAACCAACUGCAAAUUCUUAGACUUUUCUAAUACUAAAGUUUUGUAGUAUACAGUUAAAAUCUGCAUUAUGACAACAGAUGAUUGUUUUUCUUGGCUGCUAAGGCCUCUAAUUUGUUUUUGUUUCAGGAAAAGUCUUCUCUUAUAAUUAUCUGCAUUUCUGGCUCCGGUUCCCUUAUCUUAGCUUGUAGCUUCUGCUGUGAUGAGUGAGCUGGUGCAAUUGCAAUUAGCGUCCUCUCAACUUUUGAUCUGUAAUUUUUCGGCCUCUUUCAGUGUGACAAAGCUUGAGUGGUUAGUUUUUAGUUGAUAAAUGACUUAAGAAAUCAAAAUACAGCUCUGUGCACAGAUUAUCUGAAUCCGGCACAAUGGUUGGGGGCACUUAAAUGCCACUUUGUUCCAUCAACCGUCCUCUCCUCCGCUGACAGUGUCUUCUCUUCCUCAGGGGAAAAGAAGCCGUCACUGAGGCAGAGGCUGUUGUUUGUGUCCAUCUCAGCACCCGACUUAUCAUUUGUCCGCUGUGGUCCCCUGAAAAAAAAUAAAUAUAUAAAUAAAAACAGAAAGAGACUUUGUUUUUGUGACUCUCUCUCUGUGGGCAGCAGACUACAACACUUUUCUCUAUGAAUUGAGCAGAGGCUUUGUUUUAUACUGACUGACAAUUUGUCUCUGAGGUAGAGAAAGGUUAUUAACUCUCGCUCUGAACUUUCUUCUUUUUGUUUUUGACAUAAGUACAAGUGGACACAAAUUGAGGCUUACCUGGGGAUGUACAAGGAUUUUUGUUGUUAUGAGAAUUGCCAAAACUUUGUGUUUGGAAACAUGUUUGAAAAUAUUGUUCUCAAAAUUAGGACUCGGGGUGACACAUUUCAACCACAAUGUAAUACUUUAAUGCUACAUGGUGGUACAAGGAUGAUAUUCAUCUAACAAUGUGUUAUGAAUGACUAUAAAUGUACACAUUGAUACUUUUUUAGUCAACAUUUCACUGUGUGUGAUAAAUAUCUGGAUGUGCUGGAUAGUAUGGUUAGGGUUUGGAUUAUUACUGCAGUCUGUUGUUGGGACAAGAUUCUUGUCAUGAAUGUUUCAUUCUGUGCAUGCAUUAUGCAGUAAAGUGCCUUUACUUUUACCAAGUGACAGCUUUACAUCUCUCUUUACUUUCUCUUACAGUGCAGGUAUGCAACGCUCAUGCACUUAUAAGGUGUGCUUGUUGUUAUCCAGAAAUUCAAAAGAGAAAGUCAGUGCUUAUGCCUAGGGCUGCACAAUAAAUUGAUUUUAAAUCGUAAUCGGAUAAUUUGAUUAUGAUGAUGUUAAAAAAAUUAAAAUCCUCAAAUAGAUUUUCCUCUCUAUCAUGUCUCGUGCCUCCAGGCUACCAUAGGCUCCUCCUUCCUGCGGGAGCGCUCCCCAGUUCCGUCACACACCAGUGAUAAUAAACAUGGCGUUUGCAAGAGAAGGUGAUAAUUUCCUGGCUAAAAGGGGUAAUAUCAAGUCAGUCAUGUGGAAUAAGUACGGCUUCGCAGUUUUAGAUGAAGAGCAAACGACUCCCUGUUGCAAAGUCCGUCUGAAGGCGGUAUCAACUUGUCCUCACGGAAACGAAUCCAGGAGUGAACGCAAAAGUUUUUUGUCGUAUCAUCAUUUCAUCCAUAUGGAAACAGCGUUUCCGGUGACUGUAAAUGGUACUUUUUGAAAACGUGUACAAGAGUGCAUAAAUCCAUAAACAACUACCAUUUCAUCUCUGUGUGGAUGCCUAUCUAUAUAUCUUGAAACAAUUAUGUCACACACGGCAUAACUCUUUUAUGGCGGCUGCGUGUGUCCAGCCAUUUCCUUGGCAGCGUUAUAGCGCCACUUACUAGCUUGGCAUAUGCACUACAUCGUUUUCAGUGGUUUUGUUUUGACAGAUGAUAGAAAAACUUAUUUUUAAAGUGAAGUUUAGUGAAGUUGUUACUGAAUAAAAAAUAAAAAUAGAAAAUCAAGUUUUCAGAGAAAAAAAUGUGGAUUUAAUUUUUGGCCAAAAUUGUGCAGCCCUACUUACGCUGUGUUUUAUUUAUGCAGCAUGAGGUCUGACAGCUCAAUCAUCUUCCUUUGCUCCUUCUCGCUGGAUUCAUUCUCUGAGUCUGUAGCUUUAUUUCAGUCAAACCUCCGACAUUAACUUUAAAAUAAACCCAAGAAACUGCUGUUUUAUUUGGAUGCGCUGAUUUUCUCCAUUCAAAAUGUCCCAUUCAAAAGGUAUUUAAUUUAGUCCACAUUAUUAAAGUCUGAUGCCGUUUGAAGGUAAGGACAAAACUAGAUGCCAACAAAUUCAGUCGUCUUAAUCAGUUAAUAAGGUCAUUGCUCCAUUGUCGUGGUUUUGAUGUUGUGGAGCUAAGCUGCAUAUUCUUACACAUCUCACAUCUAAACUGGAGUCCAAAGUGCGGGAGCAUUUCACCCUAAUGCCUCAAAGAAAUGGGCUGCCUGCUAAAUACUUAUCAUAGCGUCACAUCUAUGAUGCACAAAAAGGCAUGUUGGACAUCUCUCUUUGAAACAUCAACAGUGACAUUUAAAGAUAUUUGCCUUGAUUUAAAAAGAAAACUUGAGAGGGAUAGGAAAUGUGGAGAGAGAGGGUUGGGGUUGACAAAUCUUUAAGGGAAAAGGGAUUGAUCCCACCAACUUAGCUUUUACCAACUUAGCUAAAUCAAUGCCCCCAAUGGUGACAUUUACCUCAACAGUUACAGUCUCAUCAUGCUAGUUUUCUGUCAUUUACAUUUUCAGUCUUGUCCAAACCUUUUCCUCUGAACUCUUGACCUUUUUUCUUCUGAUAUCACUGAUAUGGGCGUUAUUAUCUAGGUCUAAAGGCUGAUUAUAAAUGUAAAGCAGAUCAUGGCUUUUCUUAUGUUACAAGAAUUGAGUCUCAAAACCACAUGCUUUAAAGUUAACAGCAUACUACAGAUUAGGCUUUUCCUUGAUGGCAGUCAAAACCAGGUCACCGGUGUGUGUAUGUAUGUGAUCAGUGGAAGUACAGCUUGAAGCACUCUACUGUUAAGUGUGAAACUCAUGCCCUGGUUAACUUGACAUCGGGAAAACGGCAAACCUUGAGGUCUGAGGUAAUCCCUCAUCGCUGUUACGACUUUAACUUCUGAUGAUAAGUGCUCACACACUUUCUUGUGGAGUUCAGAUAGAGCAGUCUUAGAAAAGUAUUGAUGUGAUGGGAGACUGUACGGUGAUUCCAAGUGGUUAACAAGGAAGUGGAGUCGCUUGUUUUUGAUGAUUAGCAGGGGGAAAAUCCUCUUUCAUACAAUAACUCUGGGGAUGCACCACCCUGCAAUCAAUGAGUUUUAACAGUAUGCUUUUGACAACACACUCCCCAUAGCCCAGGCCAUAUUGUGUGCAUUAUCUCAUAGCACAACCUGUUCCCUCUCUUCUGCUAUGUUUCACUACCUGAGCAUGGUUUCAAAGGUACACAGAUCACUGGUGCUUUAUGUAAACCAUAUUGGAAGUGUACUUGCAAUAAUGUCUUUUUCAUGUUUAAGUCUUAACCGGCCACUGGGAUGUCAAACUCAGCAUACUCACUGUACUAACAUCAAAAGUCCAUCUGUCUGUCGCAAACCUUGUGCCACCGAUGUGACUGAUCAGACCAAAUCAAACAGAUCCGGCAUGACAGGGGAAGGUAUACCUGGGUUCCAAAUAUGCUAUUGGUCAGCAAAAUCCUUGGUCUACUACAUAGACUGUAUAAAGUAUGGACAACAUCACUCCAACUCCCAUCAUCGUACAAAUUUGAAGCCAAACUGCUCUCUGUAUUUCCGGGAUAUUCUCCAUUUCCUGAAACCAACAUUUGCACAGUAGCUUUCGUCAGGAGUGUAAUUAACUUCUCAAGCUUGUCCACAGUGCCCUCUGUUUCGCUAGAGGAGGCAGAAGUUAUGACCUAUACUGCAGCUCGUCACCAGAGGGUGCUGUUCCUGCGGAGGCUUCAUUCAAAUGUCCGGGGUUGUGUAUGGAAGUUUUGAGUUCUGUGUCACGUGGACUAACUGAGUUAGAAGCGUGUAAAAAAACACUCAACCUGACCCGAAAAAUGGCAAAAAUCUACUACACGUGACUCCGCGACUCCACACCGCGAAGUAGUGUCCUCUUUGUGGGGAUUCAGAAUAUGGUCACCAUAUGGUUGAUCAUUAAGUACAAUCAAUUCAGGGAUGUUGUCAUGAAUCGCGUUUGCCUAGACUCUUCUGCCAAACCCUCUGCAGUUCUCUCACAUGGUAACAACAGUACUUGUCUUUCUUCUGGUGCUAAUGCUAGCUGCAGCUACUGCUGUUGCGUAUUUCUUGUAUUUCUUCCAUUGCUCUGUGAUCAACAGACACCAAUAGAUUGUGUAGGCUUGUUGAGACUCAUCAGGAGUUUUCUGACAUUUGUGAAACAGACUGAAAUUCAGUUGAUGCCCUUCUAUGAUUGGCACAAGCUGAAAGUUCAAGUACGCAGACGCCGUUCUUAUCCUUGUUUUUAAUGGACAAAAUCUGAUUAUCAGACAAUUAGAAAAAAAAAGAUAUUCCCGUUGUUGGCCAAUGGUUUAUAGUUUUAUUUAUGUCUAGGCAGCUACAUAAUAAUCGCUAAGUAAUAGUGAUGUUUAUUAUCCUUUUGGUCCAUUAAUAUUUUAAGUGAUCAAUGACAAAACAGUCAUUACUUACAGUGUUAAGCUGUACUCUGUGCUGUGGUAUUGGACUGUUAUUGCUAAUAAACAGGACAGAUGAUGAGGGGUUAUUUCAUCUAUUUUACAUUGUUUAAUUAACUGUUAAAUUAACCGAACAUAAGAAAUAAUAGAUGUUGAAGAUAACUGUUACUUGCAGCUCUAACUGGGUGUAACAGGAAUUACACUCAGCCUCUGACAUUGUGCAUUACAGAUUAUGCCACAAAGACCUUGUACUUCUCAUCAUUAAAGGUUUUAGGAGAGCACAGCGUUUGCGUCUGAGAGUUUAAAGCAAAUAGCUCCACGGAUAAAAGAGAGCGAUACAGGAAAGCACAGCGUAGACGUGAUAAAUCAAGAACCACCUGAGAAAAGCUUUUCUCAUUUCUUUGUGUUUCUCAAGUUAAUGGCUCCUUCAGAGACACCUCUGGUAUCUUCUGCAUACAGUGCAAUCUUGAUUUGUGUCAGGCUUGAUUUUAGUUAUUCUCCUUCUACUGUUCCAGCACUUUCUCUGUGCUAGAACAAAUCCUCUGGUGCCCAAAUGUAUUCACUAUACUUGUCAAACCGUCCCUGUGUGGCUCUUUCUAAGCUGGUAAAAUAUCCCUUCUUUGAGGCAGAGUGCAGUCUUCUUCUUCAUGAGCACUUCUAGCUCCAUAAUGAAAGGAAACUUGCUCUGCUUGUCUUUAUCAUUGGGCUACUAUUGCAGAGGAGAAGGUGAAGUACAGAAAUACUUGUAUUUUAAAGAUCCACUCCGAUGAAAAUCUUGCAUUUCUUGUUGUCUAUAUGUUUAUAUGGCAUUUUUCUGAUGCUAGAGGACAUAUCAUGAGAAAACUAAGUGCAAAUUUACAUUUCUGAGUAUUUCUGCAAUCAAAUCGGUGUGAACCUCUCACUGACCCAGGUAAUUGACAUGGAGAUUUUCUAUGUCACUAACCUAUGCUCCACCCCCAAAGACAUUAGUGUCCUACCUGGCCCCGCCCAUGAUUCAGAGGCGACUUGCUAAUGAGCUACUGGAGCUUUGCAGAAGAAAAGCCCUUGAAAACGACAUAGAUUUCGUGAUUUUAGCUAAAAACUUCAAAAUCACAAUUGAAAGAUUACUGAUAACACUUAACGUAAGUUAUAAAAAAGCAAUUGGAGUGGGACUUUGAGAAAUACUAAAAAAAAUACAAUAAUCUGUAAAAAAUGUUAUGAGGGGAAAAGUAUGUAGCGUGUGAACAGUUGCCACCACUAUAACCUUUCUCAGCUUGUUUGCACUGUCUAUAGAUCUUUUAAACUCUUGACCUCAUACAGACUGCAUGAAACAGACUUUUAUUGUUAGUAUUUCCCCACAGAGACACUCAGUUUAUUCCCUGUGGAAUAAAAAAUAGUUGAUUUCCGGCAGCCACUCUGAUGAAAAGAAUCCACAAGAUUUAGCAGGAUGUUCAAUAAAAGUCUGUCAACAGAGAGUCCACAUAUGUGAUGGGAAUGAGACUGUACUGAUAUGUGACAUAUAAGGAAAGAGUCUUGGAGGACCUGCAGCCACUGAUGUCUAAUGUACUGUGACUAUUCACAUGUUGUACUGAUGAUACAACUUGUAUUUGCACAGUAUCUGUUUACAGAACAACAUGUAUAUUUAUUGGCACAAGAACUAUUUGUUCUCAGCUGCUGUCAAGAAAUCACAUAUGUAUUAACAUGGAAAAAUUGAUGAUGUUAUAUCUUUGGAGAAACCUAUCACAUUUACUCAAUUGACUUUUAUAUAAAAGGAUAUAUAUGUCCUUUUUCUGUACUUGGUGUUCCUCAGUGUGUGUGUGGACUUCGAUUUUCUUCGGUCUGCCUUUGCAAGCCACCCAUGACUCCUAAAUGUGAACUUAACCUUUGACAUGCCACUUGAGAGAUACACUGUGAUCCCAUGUCCACUCCACUCUCUCCUGAAGAAUAGUGGUCUUAAAAGGCAGCUUGCUUUAUAACAGUGUGGGACUCUGUGUCGCUAUCUUCUGCAAUCCAAGUCUGAUGUACUUUUUUUUUAUUAUCCAGACUGACAAUAUAGCUCAAGAUCCACAGAUAACUUCAGUUCUACAUAAACCAUGUACUUUUCUUCAGGUUGUCUUCUACCCAUAUUGCCAUACGAGGGCAGGGUUUGGGUCUUUCUUCUUUCUCAGGUAAACAACCCAGUAAUUGGUAUUCAGGCUUUUAGCAAUCCAGACCAUUUGGCUGGGCAAGAAUCUUCUCCUUUGGUUUCCAAGUGGCUCGUAUUGAUCAAGCACAUGCACUGAUUUUUAGAGCUAAGUCAUUCGCACACAGCACAUCACUCUCUAGUUUAGCGUAGAUGUCUGCAGCUACUCUGCUGCAUUCCUGCAGUAACGUCAAGUCAUGCAAAAUUGACAAUGCUUGAGAAAAAAACAAGUAUAGUGUUAGUGCAGACAGGGCAUAGAAGUCAAGCUCAGCUGACAGUGCAUCAGCUGAUCCAAACGCCAGCCCAUGUCAGCCGACAGCUUCACUGGUAACCCUUGUAACAUCCAAUCAGCAAAUGUAAGAACGGGUGUCUUAUUUAAACUGCUUCAGACGGCUUUCUCUUGCGCUUUCAUCCGUAACAACUCUACUACCCACCUCCACUCCAGCUCUCCAUUUAUGUCGGGUCUGAUCUAAUCAGUGUCAUUGCUCUUGUCACUCAUGCCAGCUCUGCUCUGCUCUGUUUUGGUUUUUGCUGCUGCAGGCUUUGCCAUUCCACAUACGCCUGUGCAAGAGCAGGGAUCGCUCAGAAUCAAGCCACACCAUCAAAUUGAACUACGACAUGAAAGUAAUUAAUUCUUUUGACGAACUCAGUCCUGACUGAACGGGCUGCUACAAAAGUAAAGUUUUCACAUUUGUGUUGUAUUUAAUAUUUGUUUCUGAGUGAACAUCCAUGCUAAAAGUGAAUUUAAAAAUGGUUAAAUUUAGUCAACCAUUUUUGGCCUUAUCGGUGGUGAGCGAUACUGUCAUCAAUCUCAUAAUAUGGUAUCAUGGACAUCAAUGAACAAAAAGGGAAAUUGAAAAAAAGCACAAGAUGUUUCCAAACAAUAGAUUUUUUCAGCAACCUACACUUCCAGAGAGAAAAUAGAGAGUCGUGAGUGCUCUGAGGCUCAAAGUGUGAUAAAGUUGCUCUUUCACAAAGAGAGAAAAAAAGACCCAAGGCACUCUCCCGAAGAAAGCAAACCUUCAUACAGAUUGCUUUUUCAUUGUGAAAAUGCUGAAAGCAUAGACCUCUCAAGUAAAGGGAAAAAAAAGUGGAAUAUCUGUAUUCCUCUUUUUUUUCUCUGAAUAACAUUCCUUUAAUGUAAUUUAAACCUAGUAUUUCACCAGUUAACACUCAAACGGUUUCUGAAAUUAUGAUGAAAAUCACUUUUAACAUUCCUACAGUAAUAAACUGGUAUAAUUGCAAUAUCAGUCUUUCAAAUCACUGUCGCUUUCACGCAACUAAGCCAUAUUAUCUGGAGUUUAUUGUAUGCAAUUUGUUAGAUAAAGUGACACAAGAAAGCACCGAAGAACAAGGGAGUCAUUGAACGUCAGCUUGUAAAAGGAGUCAUGUUAACAAAGCUUGAACUGUAAAAUCUUUCUUUUAACGACUGUUAAUGUGACUGUGGUAGUUUUAUCUCAGCACGGUUAUUUUUCCCUUUCAUAGCGAACUUAAAACAAAAAUAAUAUUGCUGUUUGUAGAGCUGUAAAGCUGUACAGUAUAUGUCCACUAUUACAGAGCCCUCAUGUCUUUCCAGGAAAUAGAGGCAUCUAAAGCCUGCGUGUGUAGCUGUCAUGUUUCAGAACCAGUAAUCUGGAUGUGGGGCUCUAAAAAUACCCGGCACAUUUUCAUUUAUUUAUCUAAGCUCACAUGUGAUGUAUUUGCACAGGGGUCCCAUGCAGAUGUUGUCCCUCAGGCUAGAAAGCUGGAAGCACAUUCCCCUCCUCAUGUAGACCAUCCUUUAUCACUUCCCCUGAGACUCCCCGCUGAGAGGCUACAAAUACAUUUAGCAUGAGAAAGUGCAGGAGAGGUGAUGAAAGCACCAUCUGCACACACCUGUGAGUGUGUUAAAACAUUAUUAUUGGUAACUCCCAUCGCUAAUUACUCUCCUUUUAUUUUUUACCUUUUGUUGCUUCAUAAUGCUUUUUUGCUAUACUUUAGAGUAUCAUAAUAUUGAGAUGAAUCUAACUGCUACCUCUAUAAUUACGCUUUUUAUAACCCAUUAACUCAGCUUCCACGGUGCCUUUGAAUUGUUCCAACUGAAACAGCAUCAAGCUUUGGCGCAGGCUGAUGUAUGUCUGAACAAACAGAGAUGAGUUACCGCUGUUCGCUCCAGUAUUCAGACUCUCAUUUGGAAAACAUAGAUAGUGAUUAUUCAUGAUCCACACACUGCAUUCCCAGGUAUUGUUGGCAGGGUUACGUCCUGUGAUUAAAAAGCACGCUACAACAGAAAAACAAAUGUAGAUACAUCCAGUUCUGACUCUUUUGAUUUUUAAUUUCUGAGCAUCAAAGCAGAGGUGAGGUCAUGUUGUGUUGGCUGUUGUUAUUUCCCACUUCUAUUUUCUUCAUAAUACUACUCUGUAAUAAUUUUUUUAUACCAGUGAGACAAAACAACAGAUAUCUUGAUCCAAAAGAAUUGGAGGGUGUAAAAAACUCUAACAAAUAACUGACUCACUGCCAUGAUCUCCAGGGCUCCUGAAGACCUCACUGCUGAGGGGAGUAUGGCAAAAACCGAAUGAAAAUCACAAUAAGAAGACCAUACACAACCCCCUACCCAAUUACACGAGGCUACCUUUCUCAGUUUGUCUUAUUAUCUCUAUCCCAGCUCCUCUGUCUAUGAGACACAGAAAUGAGCUCACUGGUUGAAGCUGUGACUCUAAGUGAGAGGUAAGCACCUCAUAUGCACUAAAGGUGCUCUCCAGCUUAAGAAAUAACUCAAUGAAUGAGUCGUCAGCUGUCAGAUGAUUAAUUUUCUUUAGUUCAUUAAUAUUUUCAUUAUUCAAUGAUUUUGCUUUUAAAUCUUACUAUGUUUAGCAAUUCUUAACCAUGUCUUUAUUUUCCAAUUCAAAUGAAUGACAUCAGUUAAUUUGAGUGUUUUGUCUUGGUUUAGUUUAGUUUAGUUCAGUGUAGUUUAUUCAUUUGCACAUGACAAAUAGAGAACAAUCUCAUGAUAGAUUUAAAACAACAUUGUGCAGGGGAGGUUAGAGUUGUCAGGUUCAGAUUCAGUGAGAUUUCCUACAUUGCAAAUCCAGGCUCCGCCCCCAAAGCCCCGCUAUGCAGGCUAGGCUAGGAGAGAAAGAGAGAACAAUGCGAAACAAGCGUGUGCGGUAGCGGAUUUCAAUGCUUGUAAGAAAGCUAGUUAUAAUAUUCACUUUCAUCGUGUCCCUAAAGGCAUUAGUGUCCGAAGAGCUCCUAUGUUAUCAGCUUCUUCUACAAUGUUAGGCUGCAAGCUAACAUGAAGAGAAGUGUGCAGGGCAGCGCUGUCUCCACUCACAACUCAGAGGCGAAUUUCUAAUGAUCUACUCAAGCUCUGCAAAAGAAAAGCUCUUCAAAGUGACACAAACUUCAUAAUCACAAUAUAAAGACCACUGAGAACACUUAAAGUAGUAGAAAAAAAAAAAACGAUCGGAGUGGGACUUUUAUCAUUAUUUUGAUUUGAUAUCUCAAAGUUGCUUGUUCUAGUCAAUCUUUAGUAACUGGAUUAGAGAUAAUUAAAAAAAUGGCUAUAAAUUAUAUACAUUUAGUUGAUUACAUGAGUUUUAAGAGUCACUUUGGGUUUUAAAUCAAUUUAAAUGAUCCAGAAAUGUGCAUAAAUUGUCUCAUUGGUGAUCCAGGCUGAGUCCCCGGCUUUGACGUGUCCCACUCAGAUGUCCUUGGAAUGAAAACUGACCGUCCAGACACAACUCAACUGUCAGCCUUUUUUCUGAUAUUUUUCAUACACUUAUAAAACAGUCUUUUGAUACAGCUGAGGGAUGUUAUUUUACUAAUAUUCUGGUCAGAGUCUGUAUAAUUUGUACAAUCCACUUAACAUGCAAAUCAGUACUUAAACCAAAUACAUAACAAUGGUUUCAGGCACUAAAAAACUUGCAGUCCUCAAGCUUGUUUGUAUGAAAAUUCCCCCCCAAAAAAACGUCUUGGUUAGGUCUUUAUUUAAAGUUGGGGCUGAAUGAAAGCCUUCUUGUUAUUAACUUUCUGGAGAACUUCCAGCUCAUGAGGCAUAAAAGCAGCAAGUUAUGUUUAAAGCGCGCAAACACAGAGUGAACCCCAUCGCUGAAUAUUAAUCCACUCAGAAUUAAUUAGCAUUUAGCUUUCUUUCAUUCUUCACUCACUUGUCUGGACAUCACUGGUGGUCUGAAAAAGUCAGAAGUACUCACCCCUCAACUUUUCUGCCUAAAAGCAAUUUCAGGUUUUCAUUAAUCAAAAGAAUAUUUGAAACUUUAAUGUGUUAAUGCAGAUUCUGCCUUCUGUUUUUACAAGGAGUUCUGUUGAGGUGGAAUUAAUUUUAAGUAGAUGUUCAUUAGUGAGGCAAAGAACGAAAUGGAAAGCUUAUGCUGAAACCUCGAAAUAGUCAGUUUUGAAGGCAAAUGGAAGUAUUAUUAAUUCAGCCUUAAGCCGACACCUGAUAGGUUUCGGUAAGAAAUGUGAACGUAUGAAUAUGCAAAAAGGUGUGUCAGAGUGUCGAGAAAUAUAAACUGAAAGGGCGUUUGUUUAAAAAGCUUUUUAAAAAAUCAUGAGAAAUGUAAAAAUCCCCUUUGUCACAGAGGAACGUGUGAAUAAUUAGCUUUUAAAUAGUCUAAUUUUUUAAAUUUUGAUCGACCAAAGAGCAUAGCAGAGUAGGUUUUUAUGAUCCUGUUGUCACUGUCACAGGAGCACAAAUAUAUGCAUCUGAGCUGCAGUUUGUGUCCUACUUUCAGAUUUGUUUACUUUUAAGAAAGCCAGAAUAUUUUUUUAACCUGAUGCAUCAUUUUCUAUUUCGGAGGACUCGUUAGCUCCCUUUUUUUCCACUCUGCACCCUCAUAAACUGUCACAGCUCAGGUCUAUGUCGCUGUUUUCCAAGUCCUGAUGUACCCUAAGACACUGUAUUCAUAAUGCUACUGUUUCCCACAAUGCAAAUAAUGAUGAUCUGUUGACAUUAGACCUGGGCUGGACCCUGUAAGCACUGUGCAACAAACCUCAAAUUGCUGUUAUGAUUGCCAGUAUGAAUGCGAAUUUACCAUGGCUCAUCAGCUCAAAACUUUACUGACUCUAUAUACAGGAUGCUAUGAAGAAAACAGAGAUUUGCUUUAAUGAACUAUUACUCUUUACCUUUGCAAAGAGUAGAGUUGCACCAAGCCAUUUUUUCCCAAUCCAAUCCAAUAUCGAUACCUGAGCUGGGUGUAACGGCUGAUAUCCAAUAUCGAUCCAAUACUACUGUUGAAUGAAUGAACUGUAUACCUUGCCCAGUGAGUGAAGGCAUCCGGCUUGACAUUAGCAAACACAGCAAAAAAGAAGUAAGACUUUGAUGUAUUAAAAGACAAAUUAAUUUGAAGAAAAAAAAAAAGACUGGAUCAGAACGCUGGAUCAGCGUCAUUCAUCAGAUAUCCAAUCCAGUUAAUUUGUCAACAUCGGAGCCGAUAUCCGAUCCAAAUAUCUGAUCGGUGCAUCCCUAGCAAAGAGUCCAGUGUUUGCAAUAAAUCAAGUGAAAUGAGGUUAGAAACAGCUCAGGAAAUAUGGUUCCUCUCUUUAUUAGGUGCUUUUUUUACAUUUUAAGCAGGAAAUUUCAGUUGUUGUUUUUAGGGCUAAGUGCUGUGCUAUUCUACCCUUUGCUCUUUUCACUCAAUACUUAAGUACUAGGGGUGGGAAUCACUAGUGGCCCCACGAUACAAUAUUAUCACAAUACUUGGGCCACGAUACGAUAUUAUUGUGAUUUUUAACAUUUUGCAAUAAAGUGAGUAUUGCAAUACAAUAUAUUGCGAUUAAGAUGACUUUUUCAACUGUUUAGCUAAUUUAACAUUUGACUUUCCUUUAUGUUUGUCUUAUUUACGCUGUAUUUAAUUUUCAUGUAGCACAUUUUGCAAACCUUAUAUAUAUAUAUUUUUUGCACUAAUUUUCUCCUGCCCCAUGAUGUCACCUCUGCCAACCUCACUGGACAAACAGUUGAUUUAUUUUCCUAUUAUUAUAGAUUUAACUUCGUAUUAUCAAUUAAUUUAAAUCAAUACUUGGUAAAUGAGAUGAUUCGAUAUAUCACCAGACAAAAUAUCGCGAUACUAUCGUAUGUAUGAACUAUGUAUCGAUUUUUUUCUCCCACCCCUAGUAAGUUCUGUUAAAGGUUCUCUUAUUGAGCAUGUCUUGUCUAAAGUAUUGUAUUUGGAGCUUCUCCUGCCACCCAGCCUGAUAUAUAUAUUUAUAUAUUUUUUUGUUUCAUGUUUUAGUCAGUAAAAUUUAACAUUUGCAAAUAAAAUAUGAAUGCUGCACUCAUUUAUGUAGCCGGUGUGCAGGCAGUGUCGUCGAACUUUACUGCCUUUUCACGUUUGAUCUUUUAUUUAGUGUCUGAGCCACGAAACAAAGAAGGUAUAUCUGCAUGUGUGCAUCAAUAUGCAGCACAAGGCAAGCCAAUGAGAAGGCCCAGAUGUCUCUAAAGGAAAAAUACACCAAUAAUUGAUGUAGCUGAAAUCAUGAAACUGACAAUGAUGCUGCUGCAGAAAGCAGUGAGAGUAGCUUCGCUGCUGUCAUAAUUGGGCUGAGAGACAGAUGGUGAGAGACUUUGAAAGAAGUCAGCUGUCUGUUAUAAAAUCCAUCCUAUGCAUGUCAGUUCAGUCUACAAGUCCCUGUUAUCAGAUGUGUGACGUUCCUGGUGUUCCACUAAACACUCACUUGCCUGUCACCGUUUCCACUAAGCUUGAAACCGGAACGUCAAGGAAUCUGUUCUCCCAGGAUCUGUCAAAGAUAAUCAAAGUUUGAACAGAUUCUGCUUUUGGACAGAUGUCAGAAAUCUGCCAUAUUGCAUAAAAAAAAAAGAUGUGUGUUUGGGAAAGAGAGUUAGUAGAAUGAUUACCUGCUUUUAUUUUUAGUUCAUGAAUUCAUAUCACAUUUCUUUUGAAUUUAAAAUCUCUUAAUUUAUUAUAUACUUUGCUAAGCUCCAGAGUGAUGACUUUUUUUGACUCCUUUGCAGUUGCACCAUGUAAAAAUGGUGUUACCUGUACUUUAUGUAAAAGUGUACAGCAAGUUAUUUCCAACAUCUGUUGAAUUGUAUUAUUACUUCACUGUUUAAUUGCAUGAAGCCAGAAUGAAUCUCCUACACUUGGGUAGUAAUAAAAUAGAAAACUAGCAAUAAAACUUUGGGUGAUUAAAACAAACGAUAUCUGAAUAAUUGAUCAGACUGAGAUACGGCGCCGCAGCUGCAGUGUGUUGGUAGUACUGCUCGACAUUUAGCAUGUGUCGGAGGGGUGAGAGAAACAGACAAUAUCUGUGCCUGAGUGGAAUAACAAAACAUGAUGCAUGAAAGGUUAAUGAGGCCUGCAGCAGUGGAGUGGCCUCUGUCAUAUGAGACUUCUCAUUUGUAGAGGACAAGGGGAGGAACCAGAGGAGGAUCGCAACUUCGAGUGUCAUAAAGACAGACUGUUGGGCUCUGAGAUGUUUUUCUCGCCGGGUGUGAAGAUGAGAGAAAGAGUCGUGGUAGUAUAGGAGUGGAGCAGAGAGGUUUACACAAAUCAUUUUCACCUGUAGCUGACGGGAUGCAGACUUGUGAGAUUAUGGACGUGUUUGGGCUUGUAUCUAUGCUGUGAUACUUCCUUUUCUCAUUAUAUGUGCAUGCAUCUAUAAGCACACACAUACAUAGCAAAACUCUCAGUUAUAUAAAUGUCAUUUAGUUACAUGAAUAUUUACUCUGAUGAUUUUUCACAAGGAUAAUUUCAAAAACAUGCGCAAGAUCUGAAAAAAAGCUUAAUGACCAUUUUUUAGUUUUAAGAGAAUUGUGAGUUUCGUUAUUUCUUGUUACACGUGACUUUAAAGUAAAGUAGAGUCUCUUUUUUUGAUUCUCACCACCGCUAUCCUCUCCUGCAGAAGAGAAGGCUGUGUGCACACCCAUUCCUGGAGAUCUACAGAGAGGGACACAUCCAUUUCAUGGCCCCCUUGGCUCGACAGGGAGAUUUCUACGUUCCUGAGCUGCGGCGUGUGGAGAGGAAACUGUCGGAACAAGAGGAAAUGCACAGUGACUCGGAUGUCUCAGGUGAGUGGUAAACCAACCAGGCUUCAAAUCCCCCAGGAACGCACCAGUAGGGGAGUGAAUUUACUGAAGUACAGGAUGUGUUAUUGGUCAACCAAUAUCAGUUUUUCAACUGCUGAGUGUCUGUACUUUAUAUGAAUAUUUUGGGGAAACUCUCUCACUCCACUAGGGCUGAAACGAUUCCUUGAGUACCUCGAUUACAAAAAAUGAUGGAGGGAUUUUCUCUGCCUCAAGUACUCGUUUUAAAGCUCAAAUUGUCACGUCAAUCAUCGCGCUUACAUCACCACGGUAGAAGGAGUAAGCCCGGUUUUGGUUUGGCGGAGCAGAGAAAAUGAACGACGGGCAUUCAUGCAUGAUAAAAGCUAGUAUCUUACAAUAUCUUAUUUAACGCACACGCUUGUUCUGCAUUCCUUGUGUCAAAAAAUGGGAAAAAAAUUAUUGUUCAUUAUAAAGUUAAAUGUCUUAUUUUCUCUUGUAUACUAAUAAUUGCACUAACAAAAUUAUGUUUUAUCCGAUUACUCGGUUAAUCAAUUGAAUAUUCGGUAGAAUACGCAAUUACUAAAAUAUUCAAAAUUGGCAGCCCUACUCUCCACUACAUAUGAAAGUCAAAUAUUGUACUUUUUGACCCCACUCCAUCACAUUUGAGUGUUUUGAGCUUUUGCUCAGAGUAAGCUGAUUAAUUUUCUCUUCCUCUUUAAUAUUUGAACAGGAGAAAAAUAAAACGUGUAGUUUGGGUUAAACACGGAAGAAGCGCAGAGCAAACGUCACUCAAAACAAGCAGGUCAUUUCUGCAGACGCCUCUCAGUCUCAGCCACGGUUAUAAAAACAAAUUGUUUUAAAUGUUUGCAUCUUUACUUUGUUGUGUACUUUGUUCUCUGGUCAUAUUUUACUGCCAGAUAUAGCUGCCUACUUUUUCAUUAUUGCAGAAUGAAAUCGCUGUCAUGUGUACGUAUGACGGUCAUGCAGCAAAACCAUCUAACUAGAUAGAGAAAGAACCACUGUCUGUGUGUCUGAGUGGACGUACAGUAACGUCUGCUAUCAGUAGUUAGGAAACUUCUAUUUAUUAUUCAAAUGUUUUAUUUUUUCAUUAAAAAAAAAAAAAACUUCCACUCAAGUAUCGAAGUCAAACCUGAAUCUCUGAAAAGGACCUUGGUCUUUUUUAUCCUUGAGAAGUUCUCGCAGAGAUAUGGGAUGUGUUUGGGGUCAUAAUCACGUUGCAGUAUGAAUGCUCCUGCAGAAGUAAACAAACAAGAGUGAAACGCAAGCCUUUCAAGGACAGAGUGGUACUUCAUGGUCAGGGUGAAGUCCAUGUGGGUCAGGUAGCCGGCUCCACAGUUUGCAAAACAUCCCCAUGUCUCGAAACACAAACCACCAGAUUUCACUACCGGUUUAAUCCUGUCCAACAUCACCCUCUCUCCAGUUUGUUCACAUAUGGACACCUCCCUAUCCUUUAACCUGUACAAAUAAGACCUUUUUCACUCACCAUUUUUUUUUUCUGCUGGUAUUUUUUCAUCUGCGUAACACUCAAACUUGUUUCCCCUCCUUUGGAGUGGUUUAGAUAAUCAUCCCUCAUCCUCUGAGACCAAAUCAAGGCAGCUGUGUUUUGACACUUCUUUUUUUUCUUAUUAGUCCUGAAUUCUUUAUUUAGCGAUUCCUUUUCAGUGAAAAGGUUACUGUUCUCUUUUCGGGAAGCUUGUAUUGAUCUCCUGAUGGUUUCUGUUGUCAUUUUCAGUUUAUCUGAUGGUGCUUUUGAUGAAGCUGACCUGGUUUCUGCAAAGUGUUUUAUAGUUCUACGCACUUUCCCCCUACAAACCUGAAACCUAGGCAUGAUCACACACUGAGAAAGAGCCUCUUUUACUCAUUUUAACUUCUGAUGCUCUUACAUAUUUCCGAUGCCAUUUUCGGAUUGUUGUUUGCACGCAUGCUCCAAUGUAAUCAUCUGCAGAAACCUGACCUGUUUCAAAAGAAAUUAAGUUUGUCUCUAUUGUCAGGAUUGUUAAAAACACCAACUUGAUAUGGUUUGAACUGUUUUUGAAUCCUUAGACAUUCAGAUUACUUCCAGGAAAUUUUGAAUGUGGUGUCAGACUUCAGACCAAUCUGGAAAGGUGUUUUUCUUUCCUUUUGCUAUUUUCUUAUUUUCCUUCUUCAUAUUUUGUGGGCAUGAGGGCUCAAGUUAAUGCAAUAUAAAGUGUGAAGAAAACUAAUGCAAGCAGCCAAUAUUGCAGACAGCACUUCAAGAGGCUAAGCAGUUAGCACAGCUGGAACAGCUCUAUCCAAAACAUAGACUGUAUGUAGAAUGGGCGCCGUCUGCCUCCUCGCUGGGUGAAGCCUCCCUGAAAACAGCACCCUCUGGUGACGGGCUGCAGUAUAGGUCAUAAAUCCCGCCUCCUCCAGCAAUCCCUAUGGAGCUGUGGACAAACUAAAAAAAAUUCCAUAGUAUAUACAGUCUAUGGUCCAAAACUAACUCUGCACAGUACGUUAUAGUUUGAUACAGACAGGAAUUCCUGCCUUUCCAUCCAUUUUUAAAAGUAUUUAUUAUUUAGCUGUGUAUUAUAUAAUUAAUAUCCUUUUGGAAACUUUGGGGAUUUGGUCCAAGACCUGCCUCAGCUGCAUUUUUGAGAGGAUAUGGGGAUACCAAAUCAACCUUUGAGCAAAACACAGUCAUACUGUAUUAUAUCUCACAUGUGUUGUAGUGUAUGGUUUAAUAAGCACAUGUCCAUUUACAGCAUAUUUGGAGCAAGAGCCGCAUUGGACUAACUACAGGCAUCGGUCAAAUUCCAAAUGAUGAACAUGAAUGAAUACUUACUCCUUUAAUAAUCUCUUUAAGCAACAUAUCUGACUCUUCGACAUUGACACUUUGGAGAGACAUGGUCUAUCGUUUUUUCUUUUUUUUUUUAAAUCAACAAUCUGCAUCAAAAAGCCAACAACAAUUUCUCUCAGGAAAUUGAUUUUGAGGUAUUUGGGUUUUCUUACUUUGUCCAAGCACAUUAAGCCCUCUGUGUGUUGGUUUCAGCAUCCAGUCGUGGUUGUUUCCUGUGGGGUAGGACCCUGGAGAUUUAAGAUGUUGUUUCCACUGCUGUUUUGUUUAUGAGCCGCCUCACAGAGGUAAACUGUGAUUGACACCUUCUCAGGUGUUAAUGAAAAGCCCUGACACAACAGCCUCUGGUGGAUGUGUGCUGCCACUCACUGAGGGACAUUCCACAGCUUCACGGACACCCUGUGAGCAACUUGAUUUCAGUGUAAAAACAAGCUCAGGCACUUUAACACAAUAUUUCACUUGAUACUAAUUUAUCCUCCUGAGAAAUAAAACCGUGUGGAUGAUUUUUUUUCAAGAGUCAAUACUGAAUAAAGCAGGUCUGUUCAUUAUUUGAACAGGGUAUGAAAAUUAGCCUUUGAGAAAAUUUAAGGUUAAUAACAUCUGACUGCCACAGCUUAACACAAGGCCACAGUGUUCAUUUCCAUUUAGUCAAUAAAAGCAACAAAUACAGAUAAAUGCAAAUGAUGUCAGAUAUGUGGUACCAGUUGGAUUUAAUGUUUGAACAGAUUGGUUAGAGACAGAGAAAUAUUUAUAUCGGAUGAUUGGAAAAAAUGUAUUAAAACUUGAAAAGCCCAUAAUUAAUUUUAGUGUUGCCAUUUAUGCAGUGGUUUUUGAUUUCCUCAUUGCUGAACUACACAACCUCAUAUGACAAAGUUGGGUUCAGUCUUGCCUAGUAUGAGAGUUUAACAGAGGGAUAACCUUCAGUAAAAAUAUUGCAGUUUUAUGGUAUCACUGUAUAGUGAUACAGCUCUAAAAUAUGUUACCUUGACAUAUUCAGGACUUUUUUUUUUUUACCUUGAACACAUUGUAUUUUAUUUUCAAAAAACAUGUAAAAUAUUUGGAAAUUAGCGAACAUGUAUUUUGACUUACAAUAAAAUAAAUGAAAAUUGAUAUCGCUACUACCACCAAGAAUAAUGUCAAAUAACCUGAAUCUGUUAUUUCAAUGUUUAUGCACAGAAAGCCAUCCCAGAAAGGAGCUUCUCAGAUAUGACAAGUAUCCUCUGUCCUGGUUAAUUGGGUGAUCAGUCCCACCACAGACAUAAUAUAUGUAGAUGCCUCAUAGACUGACCCUGCAACAAUCUUGGAUGGGUCCCCCAUGCGCCCCUAAUCCAUUUAUUUCUAUUGAGGUGGGUAGGAAUGCCCAACUAUAUUAAUCAUAACUCCCUGGAUUUUUACCCAAUUUUCACACAGUUUGGUUUGUUAAAAACGGCAGAGAUGAAGCUAUGAUACAGGACGCUGUCACACAAAAAAAUAACCAAAUUAUUUUUCAAUCUUACUCAUGAAAUGUGAUCAUGUGAUCUGGUUUCAAUACUGCUCUGGUUUUUGCAACCAUAAGUUACACAAAACAGGCAUAUUUGGUCGUUCUCCGUUGACUCCGUUUGGCUCUAGUGUGAGUCUAGAGUGACCUACCUUGAAGCCAGUAACCAACCCAUUGCUAGUUUGGUUGGGUAGCUCAUGUAACUCCACCUCAAAAAAAAGCAAACUAUCCCUUUAAAUCAGCAUAAAAUAGUGGUUAUCAGUAUUAUCUGAUACGCUUCCUUGGUAAGAAGGUCUGUGCUUGCUUUAUCAAUCACCAUCAACACAAUGUGGUGUAUCAGUCAGACUUUCAAGAGGUCAUACUCAUUUCACUAAUUUUUGUUCAGACCAGGUCUUGUCUUUAAAAAUGGGUCCAAAAUGUCUCAAGAGUGUUAGCUUUGACUAGAAACUUCUCUGGAUUUUGAGUUAAAAAUAAAUAACUUGUGAACUAACAUUCUUGUGGACUCUCAGUCCUGACUUAAGGCAAUCUGUUCUCUUAAUUAGUUCAGUUGUGUACAAGUUACUCAUGUUUAAUUCAAACAAAACUCCAGCCACCACAUUUUUGGACAAAUGUCUCCUUAUCCUUCAACCACAAGCUUAAACUUCACAAUCUCUAUGCCUCAAAAAUGGAGCUGAAUUCAGUGGAGCUGACAGAUCCAGUGCGACUUGGCUGCAGCGCAGAGUGGGAAUGACAUUUAGGUCCAUGACUGUGAAUGAUAAUGUGACAGGUAGCCGUGCCCCUGUCACACUUGAAUCAGCUCAGCCAGGUCAGUGGAGCAUUCGGGACACUGGAGGCUUCUUUGGUCCAUAGACCCCAAGUACCCCUUCUUCAUCUGCCCCUAUCUACCACCUCUCAUAUGGACCCUGUUUCAGUGACCGGAUCAACCCCCGGCCCUCCUCACUGUCAGACGGUGAUCUAAAAUCCCCCUGUCAUACCCUAACAUGGUUCAGUCUGUAGAGCUACACAAGGGGCCUUGUCACCAGAGCUACUCUGAAUUCUUAAGGGGCAAGUUCACGUCAGACCUCAUGUCCUGUCAAAAUAGGUCUUGAUUCAAAUCUGAAGUGCUAGUUGUGCCACCGUUUGCCCUGAAUGCAAGUCAACUACAAUCUUUAAAGUUUUUUAUUUUUUUUAUUUUGGUGUUGAUAAAAAGAAAAGAUACCAUGUUGUCCUAUUUUAAAAAGUCAUUUAAAAUAUUGUGACCAUCUCGCAUAUGAUCUGUAAAGUAUAAUGCCAAGUCAAGCGCAACCAGUUUAGCUUAGUAAAAAAAAGUCUGGUGCAUGGAGAGCUAGUCAGUUUACUGAAAAUAAAUUAAAGAAAUCAGGCAACUCGCAUUUCUGCAGCUAUCACAUCCAAACAAUAUGAACUGUUUGUUAAAAAUCUGCACAAAAACUAAGCUAUAGAAGUCAAAAGUUAUGGCAUCACAGAGAUAUUGUCCAGUUGCAGUAUUGUCCAUUUCUUAGCCUUGUGCAAUGACGUCAUGAUGUGUGUCUUUAUCAUGAGAUAACAAGCCAGUCGGCAGAAACCAUUUAAUUAACAGACAUGUCAAUUAGGGUGCUCAAAAUAAAUGGCUGCUGAUGUUUUUCAUACCGUACAGUCAUGCAUUGACUUUUUAGGCACUGGAGCCUGUAUUUCCACUCAAUAAAGCAUCUGACCAUCCAUUGAUCGGUUCAUUCAUUCAUCCAUUAUGCUCAGCUGAACUUAUUGCUCCCACUUCGGCUUCAUUUUAGGGGCCUGUGUCCACCAGCAGCAUUUCUUAUGUUGACAGCGCCCAAAACCUUAACUUCAGAGUACAAAAACAAGUGGUGAAUUCCUCCUCUGGACUGACUUCUGCCAUCAUUGUUGACAAAAGAAAAGCUGCUGUUGCCAUUAGGGAUGGGAAUCACCAGUAAACCCCACGAUAAGAUGUUGUCAUCUUACUUGGGCCAAAAGACGAUAUUAUUGCGAUACAGUGAGUAUUGCGAUACAAUAUAUUGCCAUUUAUAAAAAAAUUUUCAACUGUUUAGCUAAUUUAGUAUUUGGCUUUCAUUUAUGUUUGUCUUAUUCACACAGAAUUUGAUUUUAUUUUUCCAUUAUUAUAGAUUUGACCUCAUAUUAGCAAUUAAUUUGAAAAAUAGAUACUUGGUAAAUGAGGCAAUACGAUAUAUCACCAGACAAAAUAUCACAAUACUAUGAUUUAUCAAUUUGUUCUCCCACCCUGAGUCGCCAUCAGAGGUCCUGCCCUCUCUUGAUUUUGAUUGGUCAGUGAUGGAGAAGUGACGGUGACAGGUGCAGAAGUGCCCGAUAGUGACUGAACUAUAAAAUUAAAAGAGAAAACCUUGAGCUGCAUUGGUUUUGUAUAGAAGAUAGUGCAAAAAUAGUGUUUAUGGAUACAGGCCCCAAAUCAUUAACGGAAGUGGUAUCAAUUCUCUCCACUAACUCUCUAUAUGGAAACUAAUAAGCAUCAUUUUUACCGUGUUGAGUAGGGAUUUCCCAAUCUGGAUCUCAACUAGUAGAUCAAGCAAGGCUGAUCAGGGUCCUGAGUGUCACAGUAUUCACAGUCGUGUUAGCAGGCAGUCUUUGGUAAUCCAAGUACCAAGUCAAGUUUCACAACAACUGUGCAACAAGUCCCUUUUUGCAACCCAGGUCUUUGUAACCUCCUAAACUUACAGCUGUGAUUUCUGGGAAUUACCUAAAAGUUUGGCCGGAAGCAAAUUUUAUUCGACGGUAUUGUUGCUGGAAUAAUACAAUUAUGUUUCUGCUUAAUCAGUCUGUCAGUUUUGAGCACCAUAAAUCUUAACCUGCUCAAAUUGUGCCACAGUUCUUUCUCUAUUUUCAUCCUAGUAAAGGAUCAACUGUCACUCACAUGCAUGCAGAGACGGCACCUGGAGGCACCACUAAACCCUUCCAAUCAAAUACUGAGGAAAAAAAUGAAGAUAUCACGCCUAAUGUGUAUCUUCGAAUCCAAAUGGGAUUUUUCUUCCCCGUUGACUGAUUAAAUUUUGAGACUCGCUUCAGGCAUUCCACUAGCGGAGGAAAACUAACACAAGAGCAAAGUGGUGGCUGUCUGAGAGCUCAGUGUGCAUAUUUUUAAUGUUUGAUUUACACUUGGCUCCGUGCUUCAAAUGCUUACCAGGAGGCUGUAAAUUAAUCCGUGAGUGCUUUCUGCUGGAUUCAAAGUUGGUUAGGUUUUACGUGAAUAUUAAAUAAAUACUCAUAAAUAUAAUUAUGAGGGUUUUUUUGUGUGUGUAUGCAUUGUGUUUAGUGCUUAUUGUGUUUCAUUUGCCCCCAUGUAUACAAUGAUUCUACUUUUCAUAGAGCGCUGCCUUAUUCCCAUUAAUCAGUCGAUCAGAUGUGUGCAGUUAAUUUGAAAUGUCUUGUUCAAACUCACACAUCGUGUGUCAACAUGAAGUGAUUUCUCAUGCCAUGCUGUAUAUCUCUGCUCUCAUCUAACAAGUUCAGAGAUCAGAGUUAUUCGGCGAUGUGUGACACAUGAAGUCUUUUCAUAGUAAUGUUCUACACUCUCUGUAUUUUCACACCAUCUCCACUUUUGGUCUUUUUUCAUUUCAUGUGAGAAGAAUCUUCAGCACAGUUCAGAGUUGUGACUUUUAAUCUCUUCCUCUAACUUCCUUUUUGCUAAAUAAGGAAGAAAAAAGUUUUGUUUGUAGUUAAAGAGCCUAUACUUUAAAGAUUGAUUGUGCUAAAUUUUAAGCUUCUGAAUUUUAGGCCAUUCAUUUUCUUCUUCAAUUGCUAGUGUUGAUCAAAAGUGCAAAAAUCCAAUGUCCAAACUCAGUGACCCCUGAUAAAUUGACCCACGUCUUCAUGUCUUCACCACCUGAAAUAUGAUGUUUAGCCUCUUUCUGGCCUUUCUUCAUUGUUUUGUAUGAAAGGUUAAUUUUUAGCCAUUUGUAUUCAUCAAUACCUGGUCUGAAGUCAAUGACAGGCUUUCUUAUUGUGCAGGGGUAUUGAUUUGAGAACAUGAAAACACUCCCAGAUACACAAAGACAAAAAGGUCAGCAUAACAGCUCACACAGGUGUGAUAUUGAUCCUAUUUACCUGCAAGAAGCCGACUGAAAAACCACCGAGGACAGUGGAGAGGCUGUGCUGCUUCCAUGAACUGUCCAAUUAAAGGGCAGAGACCUUUAGCUUACAGGGAGUUUCUAAUUAACAACAUUUCAGGGACUAUUCUGAGUAUCUACCACAAGUCCCAGCAUGAGGUGUUGCUUCUCAUCCCCUGGUUCAUUAACAAAUUAAAAUGUGCCACAGGAAAGAAUUACUAUAGCUUUGUCUCAUACAAAUGAAGGGGGAAAAGUAAUGAAUAUGCAAGAUGUAUCCAAGCUGUUUCUGCAAAAUAUGGAUUAUUGAAUUGAUAUUAAAGAUCCAGAAAUGAGUUUUUUUUUUAAACUGAACCAGAUUUAAACAGAUUGAAAUGAAUACUACUGCCUCUGUAUGACCUAAAGCAAACAACGCCACUGGAAAUAAGACUUAUCAUUUAUUUAUUGUUAUUUUUAAACGCUGUUGCGGGGUAAAUGUCAGAUGAAGUGAUGUACAGUGUGCACAACAGCAGCCUCUUUUUUAACAUUUUCCACAGCAAAGAUUCUCCAUGAGUGGUGCAUUUUGCUUUUUGCAAAAGUGCAAGAUGAAACUUAACAAAAAACACAUCUAUCAGAUAAAACAACUUCAAGGGAAAGGGUACCACUUUGUCUACAGGGUGUCUGAUAUCCUGGUGAAUGCACAAGCAUAUUCGGUGUGAUGGCAGGGUAUUCCCAUUUGCUUUUCAACAUUUCGAGCCCACAUAAGGGGACUUAUCCAUGAGGAUGUCACAGCCAGUACCAGAGGACUGGACUCAGGAUGGUAAAACUAGGAGGGAAGUCGACUCAAAGAUCCAAAUAAUACAAAGCAUAGUUGUUAAUUGUCGCUGUAACUUUUUUCCUGAUAUUAAUCAGCUCUAAAACAAAGCAUCAGAGUAAACAAGCUGUGUAACAUAAAUUAGGAUUAGCUUGGUAGCUGUAAAAGAAGUAACGUCAAACUGGAUUGCUAAAUGAAGAGCCUUGUUGAGUUGGGUUUGGAGAAAAAAGUCAAUUCACAUAAGUAUCGCGAUUUUUUGUUUUACAAUUUUUAAAUAAAUUUGUAUGUUCAAAAUUAGAUUUUUAUAUAUAUUUUUUUCACAUUUAAGAAUAAAUCUCAAAAACUGACUUACAUGUGAUGUGUAUUUUUGGGGGAAUUAAAGUUCCUGGAAUAUUCAGUCGACAAUCAUAAUCAUUCUACUUUUUCACUGAUGUUAAAAAUGCAGACUAAAAAUUGAGAAAAUCGACAAUAUCGUAGAAUCGCAAUUUAAAUCGAAUCGGCAUCCAAAAAAUCGUAGAAGAAUCAAAUCGGGAGAAAAGCAUAUCGUCCCAGCCCUAUUAUUUAGUCUCAUUGAGGAGCACAAAAGAUCAAUACAACAACUCUAAGGGUAGAGUCCCAUUCAGUGAAUUGCGCUGAGUUUAGUAAGUUAAGUUUAUACUGAUUUUCCGCAUCGUUUUAUGAACUUUAAACAAAUUCAGCUCUUAUUUUACUGAUACCUCAAACAUUAAAAGCCAACACAUCCUCAUUAUUAACUUAACUUCUUUAGAGUAAAUUGUUUUCAAGCUGAUGCACUGAACUCAACAUUGAUUUUGUACACAUACUUUAUUGGCACAAGCAUGCUAGCUGUUAGUGUUGUUUUACUGCCUUGAACUUUGUUAAAAAAAACUCUACAAAGCAUAUUAAAUAUGAUACUAGCAAUUUGUAAUUGUAGAUAUAUCUUUACUGCAUGCAAAUGUUGACUAAAUAAUAGAUGAGUUCAGUGUAAACAAGUGCACAAUUUAUGGAGGACUAGUGUUUAUUCUGGACUGAAGUCACAGUGUGCUUCUAAAAGCUUCAUGCAGAUUUUGCUUGAAUCCCUGCUCUGUAUUUUUGGACAGCAUAUCUUUUCUCAUGUGGUGUUUGUUUAUAGAAGUCCUCUCACCAUCUGUCCACUCCCUCCUUUUGUUCUCUCACUGCUCUAGGUGCCGACUCCAACAGUGAAUACAGCUCAGGGAGUGGGGUCCUCCUCUCAGACAGCAGAGAGACAUCCCUCGCGGGGUCUUCGGUCCGCUCUGUGCCUCUCCAGGAUCAAGAGGAGAGACACUACAGAGGGAGAAGCUCAGGGGGGAUCUCCCUAAAAGAGCUGGACUGGGAGCAGACUGGUGGACAGCCGGCUGAGAAAGAAGAGCCUCUUCACGAAGACUCCGACCACAAGAGCCUGGAGGCUCCCACGCAGGAGUGGUGGGGUGUUGUUGGAGGAGAGGAGUAAGAGUUCAGUGAAGAUGUAGAAAAGGAUUGAAGAUGAAAAAAGGAGUAAAGUUAGAGAUAAAUGGACAUGCUGUUUAUGAGGCAUGUCUCAAAGUCAGGUCUUGACAGAAAUGAAAUGGGGAAAACAUCAAAGUAUUAGAAGGCUGAGAUUAUAAGCCCACAUUUGUUAUUGUGAACAAAACCUGUGAAAAGACUGAUUGUGCUAACCUGUUUUUACAAACUUAUUUAAAGCAGUUUGUCAUAACUUCAAACAAUUAAAGCAGGCGAAAAAACAUUUACUCUCCAAAACACCUGGGUACUGUAGUUUAUUUUAGGAAACAUAUCACCAGGCGUACAUGGUGCUUAUGUUUAGCUGAUGAUUAUUAAUAUACAGCUUUGACUGAGGCAGAUGGUUAGACAAAGGACCAUAUUCACAUGACGACUGCACACAUGUCCAAACAUCUUGCAACCAUUAGUCUCUCUUGUGCAUUUGUUAUAUUGAAAAUGCACAAGAUAUGAGAAAUAUAAGAGAUCUAUGGAGUAAACAAAUAAGCAAUUUAAAAGUUGGUCACCAAACUGAUCAUUUAGCUGUAGAUUCAAUCCAUUUAAAAAUUUAGUCUUUUCUAUAGAGACUUACUUACUUGACUCUUUUAGUAGCACAUUUUAACCUGAAGGUAUUGCAUUUUGCUAUAUUUUAGUGACAGAAAGGAUCUACUUGAAACAGCAGAAAACAUCCAGGAAGCCUGAGGUACUUGAAACAUUUUUUUACAGAAGAAAUGUGUCAAAGAGACACGAGAUGACUGAGUGAAGUAUUUUAGCCAAAGUAUUUUACUUGAAAAUCAAUAAAUGCUUUGUAUUUUUGUUGAGAUUCCAACAGUUUGCAGUAUAAUUACAUUGUUUGAAGAGUAUAACAAAAUCUGCUGUAUAAAAUGCAUAACCACUUGUAUUGCUGACAAGAUUUUUGCUGUCCAGACGUUUCUUGGAAUUUUUUUUGUUUCAGAGAUACCUAACCCUUUAUUCACAGGUAGAUUUAUUUAUUUCAAUCUGUAGACUGGAUGAAAAAUAGGGAAUUAGCUACUUGGGGUUAAAAGUAAAGCUAAAUAUGCAGUGACUGAAACUUGAACAGCAGGGGGCGACUGUACUGGUUUGAGAAGUAGCCUGAGAUGAGAAAAGUUUUCAGCUUUAUAAUCACCUUAGUCAUCUUCAUUUGAUUAUAAGUUAUUGGUCUUAACUGAAAGAUACAAGCAAUCAACAAGUCACCCUUUUUGUAUAUGUAUUGGAGUAAAAUUGGUCGAAAUGGCUACUACACUUUAGGGCUACUUGUCAACUUGGAAACAACUUGUUGUUUAGAUACAUUCCCUUCCAGUCCUACAAAAGUUGACAACAGUCAAAAUGCCAAACUUUAGAUUUCAAGUUAAAUCUCCAAUGAGGAUUUUUUUUCAUAAUUAUGAAAUAGACUGAAAACUAUAUCGAUGCCUUUUCAAUUUUCAUGAUAUUCAAAAGCAAACAAAGACCAUCUGCGAUAUGAUUGAUGUUCUUAUGUUGUAAUUUUUAAAGCCUGAAACUGGUGUGAGGGAGUUGUCUGCGGGAUAAUGAGAAACAGCCCUGUUUUUUUAAAUAAUCAGAUUUUAUUUUAUUUUCAGAAUUUACAUAGAGGCAUACAACAUUAAGCAGUGGCCUGAUCUAGGGAACAAUAAUUAAUAAAUAGAUUUCAAAUAAGUGUAAAUUGACAAGAAAAUGAUAAAACAUGAGGGGAAAAAAAGAAAAAACAACAACACAACAUUGUAUCAUCAAAUAAAGAAAUAUGUGUCCUUGUACUUAUUAAUAAGUAUUUCUUAUCACCAGUCAGCUCAGUCUGGGACCUUUAAAACCAUUGUCUCCUCUCAAAAUAGUUUCACUUCGACCUUUAUUCAAGUAACCCAUGAGGGGUCGCCAUGUGUCCUUAAAAAUAUCGUCAUUCCCCUUUAAUUUGUCACUUCCAUCGGAAAAACUCUAAAAGUUUCUUUGUACCACUGAGUUACACUGGGAGGUUUCUCACUAGUCCAAUUAACAGCCCUGUUUUUAAUCAUUUCCCUUUAAAAUACCCACAAUAAAUGAAAUGUUUGAUUGUUAAAAGCCAGUAGGAAUAGAUAUUUUUGUCAAAGUCACUACUUAAAAGUUUAAAAGACAAGAUAAGGAAGACUGUUUUGUCUCCAGUUGGCACCAAAAUAGACAAAAACCAAAAGUUCCUCAUUGGGGCUUAAAAAUAAACAAGGGUGACAUUUUGAUAAAUUGUCCUUACCUUUUAUGCAGUCUACAGUAGAGGCCAAGAUAAAGCACUGAAAUUCUUGGCAGAUCCAUCUUUUACUUUUUUUUUUUGUUUGUUCGACUGAAUAUUUGGAGCCUUGUUGCAAGUUGUAAAAGUUUGUAUUUUUAAAGUUUUUAUGUUGGCAGAGCUAUUUUGUUGAUGUACAUAAAAUGUUCUGUUUAAAUCAGAAGAGAAAGGUGUGAAUGAGGGCAUAAUUACCUCCUACCUACACUCCGAACGACCACCUCUGAGCCUGGGAGCGUGAUUAUCGUGAGAGUAAAGUGUGCUGCCGUUAUCACUCACGGGCAGGAUUACAAGACAAGUGGGCUGACCAUUAAUAUUCAUUUGACUAUUAGUGAAAGCAAAGCUCAGCGUCUCUGCUCUGUAUUUACAGUCACUCCACAUCUGGCCUGGAGCAUCCUCUAAUUACCCUCACACAUUCACUCCCGGAUCAUUUAUUUUCUGUUUAGCCAUCAGAUUCUUUCUCAACCUUUCCCCCAUCUGCUGUCUCUUUACACAGGCUAAUUUUUUUUUGUCCUUUUCUCAUCAUCUUCUUUUGUUCCCUCAGAGACGAAUACAACAGCUGCAGCCUGAAAAACCACUAGAUGACCCGGAGUCUUUAAUGUAUGUCCAGUCAUAUCCAUAUCCUUUAUCUUCAAACAAAUAAGAGAUCACUCUGAGCUCUUCACAGAAGGCCAUGCUCGCUUGGAGAGUGAGAGAAAGCCGUAUGCACUAUGCCAUUAAAAAACCUUGGCGUAUUUUGAAGAUCCUCCUGAUUACCAUUCUCACUUUGCCACAAAUGUGUACCACCUGUGGAAAAACAUACUGAAGCCUGUCUUUCAUUUUUGCUGUUUUGUAUUUACAAUGAAAGUGGCUUUACUGUGAUAAAGCUUUGACAUUUAAUUGUUGGAUAAACAGGCAGUUCUGAGAGCAUUAGUCAUCCGAGAAAGUCUACAAAAUGUAACCCCCAGACUGCUCAAAUUUCGUCCAAAUUAAAGCUGUUUUGAAACCACUCA
Messenger RNA from Xyrichtys novacula (pearly razorfish), 49500 nucleotides. The record is from the annotation of a GenBank genome assembly. NCBI's taxonomy places the organism in Eukaryota, Metazoa, Chordata, Actinopteri, Labriformes, Labridae.